CCUGUCUCUCUGGUCUCCAUGUUGGAUUUCAGCCUGAGCAGUUGUUCGUGGCAGCCCCCCUCCCCUCUCCUCCCCUCCCCUGCAGGGUGGAGUCUCAGUGAGUCUGUGCAGACGGAGCGGAGCGGACAGGGAGGAACCUCCACAAACUCAGACCGAGUCCGGUUCUCCCCCCGUUAACCAUCAGAUUCUCCCGGGAAAUAACGGCCAAACACACCUUCGGUAGGUCAGCGAGAGCCCGAGGAGGAGGAGGAGGAGGACGCACGCGCUCAGGUAGGUACCCACAGAGCAACUCUAGAAAAGUUUCAGCAACUUUGACGUCACAGCAACUUCCGAAAAGUACGCAGAGAAACAGGCAGAAACACAGACACACACAGAGAGUGUAAGGGCCUGCAGGAAGGGUGACAGACUGUACAUCAGAUUAAGAAAGCGGGUUAAAAAUCCACAAGAUCCCAGAGAUCAGGAUUGUUAAAUCUGACGCUGCGUUCAGGGACCCUCUGCUGAGCGGCCUCAACAGAACAUCAGGAAACUGUGCUGCGUUCAAGUGUCUGUACAAGUCAGGCCGUCUUCCCUCCCAGUGUGUGUGUGUGUGUGUGUGUGUGUGUGUUGUGUUGUGUAAUGCAGUAACAGUUCCGUGUUUUUAAGUCUCCAGGCCUCCACAGACGGACUCUCACACUUAGUGCUCAUAUCCUGUGAGUUUGUGUAUGUGUUAGCUGUGUGUGUGUUGUGUGUGUGUGUGUUAGCUGGGUGUGUUGAACAGAAAACAUGGCCUGUGGGUGUGAAUAGUUGCAGCUCUGUGUUGAGGUGUGUUACACUCAGCAGGAAUGUGAUCACUGAGGGCGCUCACACGCUCUAACUAUACCUGCUGUCACUCACCUGAAACACACCUGUGUGCACGUCCAAUCAGCUCUCACUGUAAGGAGAUAAACUACACAAGAUCUACAAGAGGAACCACCAGGAUCCUCUAUUCUAAUAUCUAUUAUUUUAUAGUAAAUAGUCAAAUAUGCAGUUUGUUUGUAUGUUUAUGAUGUUCAGCAUUGGCAACAGUGAAGGAGGGUUCUAAAAUAUUGGAGAGACAGUAGCUGAAAUGAUGUGUCGGUCAUAUUCAUUGCUUGUUUGUUGGAGCUUGUGUGUAGGAUUGGUGGUCUGUCUGAAGAUGAUUGAUAGAUGGAUGGAAAGUAUGGAUGGAUGCAGAGUAAGUGUUCAAUGGAUAAAAACAUGUAAAAUAAGAGAGACAGAGGAAAGAGUGAAUCAAUAGAAUAUGUUGUACAGUCAUCUACCCGCAGUUUAACAUAUACACUUCAUAUCACAGAUCCACUGAACACAGAGGUAGAUUAAAACACUGAGAUGCUUCAGUAGAUCUGAGCUGAUCUGAGGUCAGUCUGACGAUCAGAGUCAGUCCCUCUCUGAUUUUGUCUGACUCGUUUUGUUUUAUUAAUGAGUUUGAUCAAUUUCUAGUGUUGGAAGUGUGUCAUCUGUUUGAGUGCAGAGUGGACCAAAAUUGAGACCCCCUGCUGUGCUUACUGCAGACACACUGAUCAGACAGAUUGAUCUGGGGGGGUUUAUGUCCUUUUUAAAAAUAACCCGAAUCUGGUCAAGGCUGCUGUAGGGCAACAUGAACAUCCUCUUGAAUAAUAACAGGUUUUCUCAUCCUGAAUGACAGCAGAUUAAAUAAUCAACAGUCUCUGGAUGUCAUUUAAUAUCAUUUUGUUAUGACACAGUUUAAUGUUGCUUCUGAUGUGAAUAUCAAGCAUGGUCUAAAAUCUAGAACAUAAUUCAGCUUGAUUUUAUUUAUUCAUCUCAAACCCAUCCUUGACAUGUUACUGUCUGAGAUAAACAUGGAUAUAAAGAUAUCUGCAGCAUAUCUACCUGAAGGAUGACCUGCUGUAGACAUCCAUGAACACCCUUUCCAUCACUCAUAUUCACAGAUUAAUGACUGAAAUUAUUAAGUUUUAUAUUUUAUUUAAUGAUUUCAGCAUUGUAUGUAAACCAUCUGCUGACCAGCCCUGUGAUCAUCAACAUUAGUAUGUGGUUACCUGUCCUCCAGGUGUGUUCUAGGUAGCCCCUCCCACAGUCACCUGCAGUCAGUUUCUGUCAUAAUGAGCAGAGGGUCAGACAGAUAUGAGGAGUUUAAUCUGAUAUUAUCCCUGUUCAUUACAGAAAGUCAAAUUACUGGUGGAGUCAGCUGUCAGAGCCUGGUCAUACUGAGGUUUAAGGGUUCCUCUAACAAGUUAAACUUUAUUAAUGAACUGAUUAACAGAUGGAUUAGUACAGGCAGCAACUAUUUAAAGGACUUCAUCAUUUUACCCCCAAAAUCAAACAGCAAGUACUGACCCUGAACCAGAGCUGAACCUGAUCCCUGUGCUGAUCUUGAUCCAAAUCCUAACUCUGAUCUGACCAUGACCCUGAUCUGACCCUGACCUUAACCCCGACCCGGAUCAUGAUCCUGGUCUGACCCUGACCCUAUUCCUAAUCUUGAUCCAGGUCACAGUCUGAAUCUUUGUGUUCAGACUUAAUAGUAAAGAUGACUAAAUCAUCACUCAUCAGGUCUGUGUCUCUCUCAGGUGUCUCACUGUGGUGUGGUUAGUUGUGUGUGUGAGUCAGCUGAGUUACACUGUGUGUUCCCAGACUUGUAUAGUCAUAUAAUUUACUUUUUAAACAUAUCAAAUCUAUCAUGUGUAAUAUCUGGUAUAAAUAAAACAUGAUCAGUAUGUCUCUCUGACAUUAAGCUGACCCCCUGCUGUGACUCACACAGUACCCUGCUCUUUUUGAUCACUUCCUUUUCCAUGCUGUGGUGAAACAGUCUGUGGGUGACAGGGUGAGGACUGAGGGAGGGUGUGACAUCACAGCCUCUUCUCUCUGUGAUUGGUCGGCUGUGUGGAAGUGAGAGCAGACACAGUUUGAGUUUUUUCUUAAACCAGACUGUGGUUUGUUUUCCUUAAAAUAGUCUUUAUUGUCUCCUCAGCUGAGCUCAGAUUUUUAUUUUAAUAAACUGACAAAGAAAAAAAAAUCCAGAAAUCAAGGAGUUUUUCAAACCAGGAGCAGCUCAAUCAUUUCACUGUGAGACAUCAGUGGUCUGUGGUACUGACUGUUCAUCUAGUUGACAAUUAACCACAGCACUCACUCAUGGUUUAAGCAGUCUGCUACUUGUUGAAACUCUUCAUGGUUACACAGCAACAGCACUUUAGAAUAUUAUAUUAACACUCACAGUGGGAGCACAAUCAGCAGGCUCUGUGUCUGUGAAGAUGAUCAUUUUCCUGUCAUACAUUUACUGAAAUAAAGGAACAAUAAAAGAUGAGCCUGUGAAGAAAGAGGGAGGAAAUCAGAGAAAAAUUUGCACCUCUAUCACCAUCAUCACUCCACCUCUGAGAUUUAAGUUUAUACCACUUCAUGGACAUUAUGCUGAGCUGCAGACUGAACUGUAAGUAAAAUAACAAUACGCUGUGAGUACAGUGUGUAUUAGCGGCUGCUGUCAGUCAGUCAGACACAAACCAGCUACACAGUUAUUUUCGUAUCACUUACACACUUUUUACCCAACAUGGUCUCUGCUCAGGGGAAUUUAGCUUCAUGGUCAACCAGUUUAACACUACAAUGAUAUUACUCUAGUUCUUUCACGACUGUGUUAUAUGACUGUAUUUACUGUUGUUAGUCAAAAAAAGUACACAGACAGAUAGUCCGAUUAGUAAUCUGAUGUUUACAUGAACAAUUCUCCAAAAACCCCAAACAACAAACAACUCAGAGAGUAAAAGUCAGCAGGUACUACCUGUCACUCAAAGAGGCCACAUUCCCAAUUAUUCAAAACCAAAUGAAAAAAAGUAAAUGUAAUCUGUAACAUGAUUUAUACACAUCAAUGUAAUCCUUAAUCUGUUGUAAACUGGUGAGUUUAAACAUUAAUCCGGUGCAAGAAGGUGAGUUAAAACCUUAAUCUGGUGUAAAAAGGUGAGUUAAAACCUUAAUCUGAUGUAAACCUGCACGGUUAGUCCUUAAUCUUAUAUUAUUACAGGUAAAUUGAAUUCUUUAUCUAAUGUAAUCAAGCAACUUCUCUCUAAAUUCAGGUCAGUGCAGUUGCCUGAAAUCGAGAAAUGACCUUCAUGGAUCUAAACUGUUUUUGUUUCAGGCUUUGAUUUAGUUUAUCUCUGCUUUAAGGAUUUAACAUGGGGUUUUAUGGCGACUGACUCACCGCAGUACACAGCCUCUUAUGGACAUUAGAGGAACUGCAGUUUUCAGGACCUCAUUGAACGAUAAUCUUUUCAGCUUUGUUUAAGGCUUUUUGUGAACAGAAACUAGGAUUAGAUUAAGUUUUAGGAGACUUUUGGUAAAUAAAGUAUGUAUGAAUCUCUCUCUCUCUCUCUCUCUCUCUCUUUCUCUCUCUCUCUCUUUCUCUCUGUUCAUUCCUCUGUUGAUCUCUAGUCAGUAUGCAGUGUUUUGACUCGACCUUAUUUGGUCAGGACAUCACGUCUGCAGCUCCUCCCGCUCUCUCUCUAACAUCAUUUAUUUUAGACCUGAGCCAAUUCACAGCUCACUGAGGAAAGUUGUGCGUACAGUAUGCCCUGAGACAUGUCUGCUGGAGAGGGCCCAUGGGUUCAGCAUGCCCUGAGACAUGUCUGCAGGAACAUACUCACAGGUUUGGUCGGCCCAGAGAGAUGUUUACAGGAGAAGGCUCAUGGGUUUAUGCCCAGAGAUAAAUUUGUAGGAAACGGCUCAUGGGUUCAGCAUGCCCUGGAACAUGUCUGCAGGAGAAGGCCCAUGAGUUCCGUGUGAUCUAAGCUUGUUUUAACUUUAAUAUGGUUACUGAUUUAGUGAGAAGUGAUAUUUUGAAUUCUCCUGUGCUUAGAUGUUUGACCUGCUGGGUUUUUCUCACAGGCUGAAGGUGACCCGCUUUUUCUCAGGCCAACUGCAGCUCCUCUGUCAAGUUUUCAGUAAACAUUCAGGGUCACGUUCAUGUUGAAGCCUGUGGUUUAAUUGUCAGUCCCAGAGCGGUUCAGUUGUUAGAGUUUAUUUCCUGUCAGAUGUGUGAAAGUUAAACAGAGGCUUUGUGUUUGCCGCUCUCUGUGGGGUCAGUUUUACUGUUCGGGUGUUUGGGUUUGAAGUUACUGCAGAAACACCUCUCUGAUCGAUCAGAGAAGUUUACCUCGCAAGGGCUUACUACAUUCAUCGAAAAACCAUGGAUAGUUGGAUCUGACAGGUAGCUGCUGUGUAUUAAAACAGACUCUGCAACAAGAGUUAAUAUCUAAAGUUUAAAAUGAGAGUAUGUCAUAAAAUUAAAAUCAGGUAGUAAAGGACAUCUCUGAAUACUAGAUAAAGGUAAUAUUAAAGUCUUUAUCCAUCUCUAUUUUCCCUCACAACUACCUGAGCAUGACUCCGUUCUUGAAACCCCUUUUUUAAACACAGUGGGCCUCAGGAUCCAUCAUGUAACCUUUUCAUGUGCCCUUAUAAAAUGGUUGUGUCACACCAACUCUAGAUUAACGCUGUGUUCAGUCUCUAAAAUUCAUUUUUUGCUGAUUUGUGCUGGUUUACAAUGGUUUGAAGUGGUUUGUGUUGGUUAUUGUUGUGUUAAGCUCCUCUAUGAUCUGUCUCUGUACAGUCUGACUCUCAAACUCUGUCUGCAGCUCUGACACACUGUCAUGAGUAAAUAGGAGCAUUCGGAGAUCAGGCUGUCAGUACAGGAUCAUAAUAAAACAUGUUUAUAACAAUGACAAAUAUCGGACAUCUUUACUCUGCAGGAUGAUCUGAGGUUCGGAGGAUAUAUUUUGCUGUCAGUCUUUGCCAUGUGAUAUAAAUUAUAUUAAACUCCUGUUUUUAGAUAAUUAUACUUUUUAACAUCUGCUCUGACUCCUCUCCUUGACCUUACCUCAAAGUGGUCACUUUGAGGUAAGGCUAAGGACUAACUCUAACUUUAUUUUUACUCUUUCCUCUCCUGACUUGAACUUGAAUGAUCCCCUGGAGUUCUGUGCCCUAAGUUUGGUCUGUCAGGCUGUGAACAGGAGCGGGAGAAAUGACCCCCUAAUCAGGGUCAGAGGAGAGUCAGAGGAAGUGAAGAUCUAAAAAUACAACAUGUCAUCUCUGGGAAAGUUUCUGCUAAUCAGACUGAAAAUCCUCAUUGUGAGAGUUUGAGUAAGCAGUUUGAGUGAUGAACUGUAAAUCAGUGAGUGAGGAGCAGGGAGAGCUGUAUGCUGUACGAGGAGUUAAAAGUGUUUACUGUAAACAGGCUGUUACUGACUUCCUGUGGUUUCUACCAUCAGAUCAAAUCUUCCUCCAUCCUCACAUUCCUCCUCUCCUCCGGGAAAACAACAAAACCAACGAAAAAAACAGCACAGACUCAAAAAAACUGCUGCUGGGAGGACAAAAAAGACAGAAAAUAACUCUUCUCUUUCUCCUUCUCCUCCCUGUCUCCUCCUCUACACUCAUUCUUUCCCCACUGACUUAUUUAUUCUCCCUCCUCCCUCCCUCUCUCUCCCCCUCUCUCCUUCCCUCCCUCUUUCUCUCUCUCUCUCUGUCAGUCUGUUGGUAUGUCAGAGGAAUGUGUAGUUGAAUUCCUCUGUAGGGCUGCAGCAGCUCUGACUUGGAGCCUCGUAACGUUGGUAAAAUUAUGGACACUGGAUCUGGAUCUGGAUGUGAGUUCUGAUCUGCAUCUGGAUUCUGAUCUGUAUGUGUAUGUUGAUGGUUUCUAGAUUCAGAAGAUGCUCAAAGAGAAGUUGUCAUAUGAAGGUGUCUCAGAUACCUGAUACCUGCUGCAAGCGAUUUAUAGACACGUGAUGUUUUUUGUGUCUCUUGACUUUCUGAUGGAUUGACUGACUUGUGUGAAAAUAUGUAUGAAAACAUAACUUUGAUUUUUUUCAUUAAAAAAAAUAAGAAUCUGAAAUAUUUUCUGAUGCCAGCCUCAGUUUAGCGACACACUGACAUGAUGACCGUCUGUUCCACCUGUCUAAGGUGAGCCGGUACCUGUUGAGAGCUUAAACUGUGCUGCUGUAAUGGCAAAAAUGAUAAUCAUGAUUAUUUUUAUUCAUAGUGAGGAUUAUUGUCACAGUUAUUAAAAAUUGUUAUCCGUGAUUUGACAUCUGCAUCACACACAUUUACACAACUUUCUUCAAACCAUAAAUACUCUUCAUUCUGUAGAAAAAAAAACUGUUAAGCCUACCUUUUGUUUGCUAAAGCAUGUCUGUUUGUCUGGCUGGAUGAUCUAUUUUGUCUGUAGUCGUAUAUUCAACUACUGACAGGGACCGUGCAUCACCUUCACUUCACUGUAAGAGCUUUGGCUUCAUUUCAGUGAUAGUACUCACUACAUUAAAUGUCAGAUUACAACUGUAAUAAAGUAUUUAUACACUGUGUCAUAGAAAUAGUCAUAGAAAUUUUAUAACAGGCUGCAAAUCUAACAAAUCAUUCAGCCUUUUCAAGCUUUUAUAAAACAUAUUUGAUAACUUCAAAAGAUAGUAUUUUAUUACAAUUCAGAACAUUGUCUCUCACUUUUUACCCUUGCACUCAUUGGCUUAUGCACCCUAGAGAUUGCAGAGGUUUCUCUCUUGUUUGUUAUGCGCAUUCUGUCCCUUGGCCUUUCAGACACACAGAUACAAACACCUGCCUCCUUCUGCUCCUCUCCCUGCUCUCCUCUCUCUCCUUCUGAUGUUCCCAAACUUUGUUCCUCACUGGUCUGAGCUUCUGCUGAAGUUAAAGUGAGAGGUGUUUGAUGGGAGAGGCUGAGCCCACACACUGCUAUUUAAAGAAGAGAGGGAGGAUGAGAUUCAUUCAGCGUAUGGGAUGUCACAGAGGCAACACAGCAAGCGGCUCAAUAUCAUUCGGUCUUAUAAUCUUGUGAUCAUUGGAAGUUGUGAUUGUAGUUGAAAAUAGAAUCUGAUUAGUCACUCCGCUCCACUUUAUUGUGUGUUUUUUAAUUGUUUCUGUAUCUGCAGCAUGUUGAUGUCAGUUGUUUGGAAUGUGUCUCUCAUAGGCCACCGUAUUUCACACAGUGUUACCUUAACUGAUAGUAAACACAGCUGCAUAAGGUGAACAGCUGAUGAAGGUUAGCAGCAGGUACAGUCUGCUUGUUUGUUUGCUCCACCUUCGUCAUCAUCAUCAUCACCAUUAUCAUCAGAUGUUAUUAGAUGGUGGGAACAGCACCUGUUAUAUUUAUCCUCACUGACACACCUGCACUGAUGAUGUUGAUCAGUGUUUUCAAUGAAUACUGAUUUAUUAAGGAUUAUUCUCUGUCAUGACACAGUUACUCUGAGAAAUCAGCUGAUGUUCUGUUCCCUCCUGCAGUCUCCUGCUCUUAAAACAUACAUUACAGUUAUAACACUCUCUAAAACAGAGUGGUCAGAAUCUAUUAGCUCUAAUAUCAUGUGCUGAAGUCGUAUAUCUGUGUGGUUUUAGCAGCUGGAGACAGAGGAUGGUGUUCAGAGUGUUUCUCAGUAGAUCAGCUCUGACAGACAGUCAGGAACAGUCAAUGAUUCAGUUUUCAGUCUGUUUCAGUGAGAUUAGUUAGACUUAUUAUCAGGUCAGACAUUUCUGCUGAUGCUCAGUUUACAUGAGGAAGUGUGUCCUCACACUCACAGCUUCCUGCUGUCAAUCAAAGUGACGGGCAGGGGUAUGAUGAGCUGAUGGAGCCAUCUGUGUGUGUGUGUGUGUGUGUGAGAGAGUGUGUGUUUGUGUGUAUGUGUGUGUUACAGCAGGUUCAAAUCAGGGUUAUAAGUGUCAGUUUAUGAAAACAUCUGCCCCUAUAAACAUCUUAAGUGUGUUUCUCUGUUUGAAGUCAGGAUCAUGAAACACAAGUUGAUUUUAAUACCUGGGAUGGUUUUGAUGGAGCGGAGUUUGUUCCAAGGUUCCUGGUCUGAGUUCCUACAGGUUCCUCAUGUGGAAUCUUCAUGUCCUCACCCUGCAUGUUGGCUCUUCUUAAAAGAAUGGCUGAAGGAAAGAUACAGAACAGAUGACGAACAAUGAGUGGAUAAUGGAUUAAUAACUGAUAAUAUUUUAAUGAUAGAAAGUCAAUGGAUCAUGAGAUGAUGAAUUAUGUGUGAGCAGAUAAUGAAUGGAUUAUGAUGGAAUGAUGGAAAAUAGAUGGAUAAAAAAACGAACUGAUUGACAAUAGAUGAACAAUGUCUGAUGGGUAAUGUAUAAAAAGAUAGAUUAUGGAUAGUGGAUAAUAGAUAAUAGAUACUGGAAAUGGACGCAUAAUGGAUCUGCAUCAGGGGUUGGAUAAUGAAUAUUGGCUAAUGGAUAAUGGAUGAAUGUUUGACCAAUAAAGGCUGAUGGAUAAUGGCAGAAAAUGGAUGGAUGGUUGAUAACAUAGCGGAUGGAAAAUGGACAAUAUUUCAUAAACUGAUGGAUAAUGAAUGAAGAAGGGGUGAUGGAUGAAACAUGAAUGCUUGAUAGAUUCUAGCUAAUGGAUGAAUUGAUUGAUUAUAGGUGGAUAAAAAUGGAUAGUUGAAUGGUCUUGAGCAUUUGAUGCAUAUUGUAUAGAUUGAUGGAUAUUUAUUGAAUUAGUAAUAAAAUAUAUUUUGAAAACGGAUGAAGGAUUGGAAGAUGAGUAGAUAAUGGAUGGACAAAUAAUUGAUCAAUGAUGAAAAGAGGAACAGAGAAUGGAUACAAGAUGGCUAAUGAAUGAGAAAAAAUAUGAAUGAUGGCUAAUGUAUAAAUAAGGAUGGAUAAUGGAUGGAAAAAAAUAUGGAUAAUAAAUUAAGGAUGGAUAAUGGAUGGAUUGAGUGAUGGAUGGAUAAUGGAUAAUAGAUGGAUUGAUGGAUGAUUGAUGGACGUAGGAUAACAGAUGGAUCAUGGAUAUAAACUGGAUGAUGGAUGGAAAAUGAAUAGGAAAAAAUAAUGGAUUAUAGAUCAAGGAUAGAUUAUGGAUAGAUAGAUAAUUAAUGGAUGAAUGGAUGGACCUUCAGUAUGUGGGUCUUGCUUGGCAAGAACAGAGACUCAGAGGAGGACAGAGAGAAAGUUAGUGGUCUAAUGUUUGUGUCUUGUAAUUACUUCCAUAAAGUGCCCCCACCUGCACAUACACACAGUUUUUCUUCCUCUCACUCGCUUGACUACUGAUGAUGUCACAGAUGUUGCUGUGUUUUGAUUGGCUGAACAGAGCCUGUAGAGAAACAACAUAAAGCACAGUCACUUCAUUCUAACAUUUGUUUUUUAGCUUCAUGUUUGCACAUUAAAUUGGACACACAGGUUAUAAACAGAUUUUCCUCUCUGUUCUCGCCCUCUGACCUCAAACACCCUGAGAGGAAAAAACCUCCAGGACAGACGUUAAGUGUUUCCUGUCAGCCUGUCUCUGAUUGGCUGAUCAGACUUCCUGGUUUAGCAGCAGCGAUCGCACUGAGUCACUGUGUGUGUGCGAGUGUGUGUGAGUGUGAAGGGUGGAGCAGAAACUGACGGAGUCCCUGUGAGAGAAUCGCACUGAAGAUAAAGAUGUUUAGGUUUCUGAUGAUGGUGAUGAUGAAGAUGGUAAUGAUGAAGAGGGGGUCUGUCAUUCAGGCUCCCUUGUGAAUCAGAGAAACACACACACACACACACACACACACACACACACACACACACACACACACACACAUUAACACACUCAUACAAAAACACACAGGGCCUAAAUGUCCUUUUAUGGACUCAGAAGGAUUUUUAAAACAGGAAGUGACAUCAGGGGCUAUGAGCGAGCUCAGUGUGUCAGCGGCUGAGUUCAGACAUGUUUCUGCUGAGAGAGGGAGAAACUGAGUGAAGACUGUGCUUUACUGUGAGUGUCUCAGAUGACCUGAUGCUGAGUUUUAGACUCCAAAGCUUCAGUGUUUAUACAGACAUUAAACACAGAGGCGAUCACAUGAAGAGCUUCAUAAAGUCCUCACAUCUCUCCUGCUCCUCCUCCUAUCACACUGUUUUUUAAACAGAUCACAUGUUGGACAGUUUUAUACCCAGAAGUGAAACUUCAGAGAAAGUAAAAGAGAAGAAGUCAGGAGAAAAAAAAUGGAAAAAGCAGAAGAUUUAGUCUCACACAUGAAUCCAGAUUGUCUGAGAGCAGUGAGCUGAUCAGUGAGGAGAGCUGAUGGUGAGAAAAAUAACUUUGAGACUGUGGAAGUCAGAAACUGUUCCUCAGUUUAACACAAGGGUUAAACAGGGUUUGGUUUGUUCUAAAGGACAGGCUUCAUCAAGUCUCUGAUCAACUGAAUUUUCACAUUAAUAAACAGCAUUUGGAAAUCAUCUGAGCCAGCAGGUCUCUGAAUUUAUGACAUGACCUGAUCACGCCUGCAGACUCUGCAGUCAGCCUUGAUAAUGUAGCCGCUGUCACUGUACAUCAACAUCCCUUUUGACGAUAACAGCUUAAAUGUCAGCAGAUCAAAUUUAGCAGUAACUGAAUCGUGUAUGACGUGUAAGGUUUUAUUGAUUAUAGAAUAAUCAAGUCUAAUGUUGCCUCAGGAAUGAAGAUGUCAUGGUCUCACAUUCAAAGCUGAAUUUAAUUUUCUAUUGUUACAUGAACUAAUUCAGACUCCACCUGAAACAGCUUUCUUGCUGAGAUAACCAUGGUUAUUGGAUUUUAAUGUGAUAUCAGCAUUACAUAAAUAUAUAUCAGUCAUUAUCUGACCUACUCGGUAAAUCCAGCAUUAGUAUCAUCAGCUGUUGAAAAGCUGAUAUAUGAGUCCACCAUUAUUUAGUUCACUGUGUGUCAUCCUCCUGACUCCCUGAGAGCCUGUGAUGAGACAGUGUGUGCUGCUUAAUGGAGCUGUGAUCCUUUAUUCUUCUCAAGAGACGCCUUGUUUCAUUUUGCUCUGGUUUCUUUUUGUUGUUCUUUUUCAUUUUCACUCUCACUCUUGACUUUUUUUGUACUUUGUAAUCAAAAUUUCAGUAAAGAUGUUGUUAAAAAGAUUAGUUUCUGAUCCUUUACCUGAGCUAAAAUGUGAGCUGGGUCCUCAGGUCCCUGCAGCUGGGUCUGCUGUGUCAGAAUAAGCUGAUAAAAUGUGAGAUGAGAAAGAAAAAAACAUAUGGUGUUUUUGUUCCCUGAGCUUUGUCUGAAGGUUUAGGACCCACUUCUAAAGGAGAUGCUGCACUUGAAGAGGCUGUCUUGUAAUAUAGUCUGUUUCCUCAACAUUUCCUGUCUCACAGCAGUUUACUGUCACUCUGGUUUAAAGUUAGAUUUUUGGACACUAUGUUGCCAUCAAUAGGUCAGCUGAAGAGAAGCAGGAAGUGUGGGGAGCACAGAGCAGCAGAGGGUUGUGGCCGAGAGUCAAAUUGUAGGUCGCUGUGAUGAGAAUGCAAACCACUCUGUCCGCUGACGCCCUACUGACAUUAAAAUAAUAAACAGGAAUAAUGUGUUCAUCAGAAUACUUUACACUUAAUCUGUUAUUGUUGAAAUAAGGUUGCUGCAAAGUGUGGUGGUUGAUCUUAAAGUUGCUGUAAGGUUAUUGUUUAGUGUGCAAGUUGCUGUUGAUUUGCUUUAAAUUGUGCUGGUUGAUUUGAAGUUGGCGUAAAAGGACUGCAGUGCCUCCUGGUUUUCAUUUAGUGUUUUAUGGAUUUGUAAUAGACUGCGUGCUGUGGUCUGAAUCAUAACCUGCUCUUGUUUUCUUAUUUUCUGCAGAGAGGAGAACAUCAGGUCAUCCUGUGACGGAGCAGGAAGACUGUUCAUUCAAUCCGCUCUACAUCAGGUAACAGCAAUUUUAUCUCUCAGAAACAUGAAACAGUUUUCUCUGAGCUCAGAGCUGUGUCUUCCAGGUUUAGGCUGAAGUGUAACCCUCUGAGUCACAGUCCGGGAUCAGCUCUGACUCUGCUAACAGCUGUCUGUCUGUAAAGCUCUACUUCUAGUUACUGUCAGUUUAUCUGAGCCUACACUUCCCAUCAUUCAGUACUAUCUGCUUCCUGAAAGUUGAUUGGCUGCCUGUAACCCCCAAGCACACUUCCUACUGUCAUUAGGGAGUCAGCCACAAACAGAAACAGGAACUGAUAGUGACACACAGUCAGCAGGAAAUAUUUAUGUGUGUGUGUGUGUGUGUGUGUGUGUGUGUGUGUGUGUGUGUGUGUGUGUGUGUGUGUGUGUGUGUGUGUGUGUGUGUGUGUGUGUGUGUGUGUGUGUGUGUGUGGUGUCAGGUUGUCUGUGUUGUGACAUAAGAUCUGUCAUAUUUACUGUCAGAGUUCAGCCAACAUGACGCUUUAAAAAGAAACACACACACACACACACACACACACACACACACACACACACACACACACAGAGAGAGAGAGAGAGAGAGAGAGAGAAACCAGUUUCUGGAGUUCUAAAGUGAGUGUUGUCCUAUACUUGCCUGAUAGAGGUUUUCAGAUGCUCAACAGUUCAGGGUCUCCUUUAUCCUGUUUUUUGUGUGAUGAUGCUCCAAAUAUUUUCAAUAGAUGACAAUUCAGGACAGUUUAACAGCAGGAUUCUUCUACUACAGAGCUAUGCUGUUGUAAUCCCCGCAGAAUGUGGUCCUUCCUGAAAAAGUCUUUGUCUGGAUGUCAGCAGAUGUUGCUGUAGAUAUUGUUCAGCAUUAAUGGAGCCUUCACAGACGUGAAAGACACCCAUGGACACUUAUGAUCCCCACACCAUCAAGGAUGCUGGCUUUAAACUGGGUGCUUAUGAGUCGGGUGGUCCCCCUACUCUAUAGAGAGGAGGAUGCAGCGUCCAUGAUUUCCAAAAGAAUGUGAUUUUUUUUGUGCAGAGAUUUCCCUUCAGGUCUGUUCAUAUUUUGUCAUAGACAGUGAAGAAAAUACAAUUCAGGACAAUGUUAUUUUGAUUGAGUUGAAGAAAAUCCCCUCUCUCAGAUGAUCUGGAUGGAUUUACCUAUUAUCUCUUUUAGGGCUGCAGCUAUCGAUUAUUUUAGUAAUCGAGUACUCUAUCGAUUAAUCUGUCGAUUAAUCGAGUAAUCGGAUAAGAAAUGUUUUGCUCUCACUGUAAUACUUUGCAUUGAAUCACGUUUGCCUCAUUAAAAACCAUCAGUAACACACAAAACUGAAAUAGGCCAGGUCUUUCAAAUGAAUAUUUUUACUGCAUAAAUCAGGAACCAAAAGUUUUACAUUUUACCAUGUAGUUCACAUGAAACUACUGAAGGCAAGGUCUGCAGAUGGUCUUUUAAUUGCUAUGGUAAUGAUCUUUGCAGUUUUCACUAAACCAGUCACAACUAUUUCCAGGCUUUGGAUCUAAUUUUACUUGUUUAAUUAAUAGGCUGAAAUAAUAUAAUUCUUGGAUACUAACAUAAUUUGACAAGCAAAUGUACAUUUAUUCAAUAUAUAAAAGUGUUACAUUUUUAUUUACAUGUUGUUGUGUGUUGGUCAUUUUGCAGCCCUCUGCUGCUUAUCACACGCCUAGCAGGUGGUGUAUAGCAUUAUCACCAUGGAUACACGGAUGUUUGUGUGAUUUUUUUCAUCCACUGCCGCCCGGUUUGUGUCGUGUAGAUGUUGAUUAUGAAAACACUUCGCAAUAAUUUGGAAACGUGAAGGGGGAGCUGCUGCUGCCCGGUGUUUACGGUAAAUAGACGCAAACACCGACCAAGUUGACGCUUCGGUCUCCGAAAACGCCGAGACAAAUUUACAAACAGCCACUAUUUCAAACAACUGGGCUCAUAAUCGUGAUGUAAACACUUACUUUCUCGCUAGAAAAAAUAUUAUUAUUGAAUGAAUUUAUAUAAUUUGUCCGGUAUGCAGUCGUUCUAUGUAGCUUGUGGUAGGACUAUUUAAAUUUUCCCGGCGCUGCGUCCGGCCGGCACGAAAUGCAUUCUGGGGUAUUUAGUAUGUAUGUGUGUAAACGCUCGGGCAGCCGCGGCAUACUCAAAUCAUCUUUGAGUAGUCAGUAGGCAGUAGCUACUGCUUGAGUAGGUAAGUAGAUAGCAGGCAGUAUGCCAUUUCGGACACAGCUUCUGUCUGUCCUCGUUUCCCUCCAUGAUUGAACCAAACGCGCGGCAGCGGAAGGAGCGGAAAGAGCACGCUUCUGCGCAACAGAAAUAACCGUCCGUGUCAAACACCGUGCGCUGCACAUGGUUCCGGAUUUAAACGAUUCCUCGAGGCAUAUAAUUUGCCUCGAGGAAUUUUAUUAAUCGAGUUACUCGAGUUACUCGAGUAAUCGUUUCAGCCCUAAUCUCUUUAUUGAUACAGAGGGUUUGCGGAUGGGCGGACCACAUUGACUUAACAGUAGAGAAAGCAGUGCUCUACAUAGACAUUCAUCCAUGACAAGUUUCUAACUUUAACCUGUGAGUUGAGUCUCUGUCUUUCACUGAUACAUGCAUCUGUUCAGCAUGGCUCCAUCCAUCUGUUGCUAAAAUAACGUAGGCUAUCUGUUUCGGGGCGAGGUAAGCAGGGGCUAAACACAUCUUUCUGGCUGAGGUUGUCAAACUUCAGCAAUGACACUUCUUCCCAGACACCAAUAACUAGUAUCUAUAAUUAUAUCUGUGUUGUAUUAUUAUUUAUUUAUUUUAGCAUUACACAACUUUUUACCUGUUUGGUUGUUUCUUCAACAACUUUUUACCAAGUUUUGCUGCAUCAAAUUGAAAAUGAGCAGAUAUUUUCAGAAAACAACAACAUUUUUUUGGUUUCAGCAUUUAAUCCUAUGUCUUUGGACUACUUUUAAUUAAAUAUAGACUUCUAAUGGUUUACAAAACUAUCAAAUUCUGUUUUUAAUCAACAUUUAGCCCACCAUCCUGACUCUUUGUGAGUAUAUGUGACUGUAAAAAACCACCGAAAGUAAACAAAUGAAAGUCUCUUUGGAGAUUACCAGAGAAACAUUUAACAUUCGGUUAGUAUGGUGAGAUGAAUAAACCUUGUGCUUCCUCUCCGACAGUUUCUCACAGUCUCUGCUGAUUCUACUGAAUAUAAACCUGUUCCUCAUUCUAACCUCACAGUCUGCCUGUCUGUGUGUAUGUACUUUCCUCACUGAGCUUCGUAUAGCACCGUGUCAGAUCAACAGCUUCACGUUCAAAUGUGUUGCUGUUUCCACUCAGAGAAAUAUCAAGGCUGUUAUAAAGUCAUGAUUUUGAUGCGUGACAACAAAUAGAUGUAAAGAUUAUGAUGAUUUGUUCCCUGAGUUGAAAAGGCUGAUCAACAUCAAGAAUUUUUUUUGUCCUUCUGCAGAGGUUUGCAGAGCAGCGUGUACUCAGUGAUACUUUUUUCUGUCACAGGUGUGUGUGAGGAAUGUGUGCGGGAGCAGAGCAUAAAACUUAUCCAAACCAGAGCAGAGUGCUUUGUAAUGACAGUAAUUUAUUAACAACAAUAAUAUUGUGUUGUAUUGUGUUGCAGGUGUGAUAGGGGUGUAGGUGCAGAGCAGUAAUCAUGGUGGCGCUGUCGCUGAAGAUCGGCGUGGGGAACGUGGUGAAGACGAUGCAGUUUGAGCCCUCCACCAUGGUGUACGACGCCUGCAGGAUCAUCAGGGAGAGAGUUCCCGAGGCCCAGCUCGGACAGCGUGAGGACACACACACGCAGACACACGCAGACACACAGGAUAACACACAGUCUUUCCCAGCUUGUAAUUUUGGUGGGGGAUGUUUGGAGGAAUGCAGAGCUGAGGAGCUGAACUCCACUAAUUUUCUUUUACUGUCCUCACUGUCUUUAGUUUUACCGUCCUUCUCUCUGUGCCACUCUGAGACAGAUUAGAUUUGUAUCACAGAUUAUACAGAGCCUGUAAUCUGAUGUUAGUCAGAACAGUCAGCUCUGAGGGCACUGUUAGUCCUCUGACAAGCAGCAAACACCCCGUCUGAACUGGUUUGGCCCCAGUUUAGCUCACAGUUAGAUCCAGUUAGUCUGACCCACUGCUCAGAGCUUCAGCAGCAGCUCUGCAGUCCUCUUCCUCUUUCUGUGGUCAAGGGUGUUGGUGCAGAGGACGGUCCAGGGUUAGACCCUGAGCUCUUAGUCUGCAGCCUCAAACACACGCACACACACACAAACACAGCACAGAGUUCCUGUCAGCUGCUGAUUGAUGGUCCGAGUGUGUGUGUCACUCCUCUCUGCAUGUACAGCUCUGUCUCCUUACAUAAUAAGCUGUGUUUGUGUGUGCGUGUGUGUGUGUGCGUGUGACUGACCUGUUGCAACCUGUUUGCUGUCAGACUCUUCUUCAGCUCUGUUCUUUCUGCCCUCACCUUUACCACCAGGAAAGUCUCUGAGUUUCUGCAGAGAUCAACACUCAGGAUGAAACAUGAAACCUGAUUUAUACAAAUAUACAUAUAUGGACCCAGAAACACACUGACACACUGAGCGCACACACGCUGGUUCACAUGUUCUGUCCUGUUUCAGAGAUUAUCAUGUGUAAAUCUUGACUCGGACAAAUGUUCCCUCUCUCCUCAGCGAACGACUAUGGUCUGUUUCUGUCGGAUGAAGACCCAAAGAAAGGAAUCUGGUUAGAGGCUGGGAAAGCUCUGGACUACUACAUGCUGAGGAACGGGGUCAGUCCCACACACACACUGAACACACACCCCAUAAAUACCAUAAAUACCCAUAAAUAAAUUGGCUAUCAAUCAUGAUGAAAAUGAUAGCUGGUGAAAAAAGUAAAUAAUAUAAAAACUGUAGAUAAUGUAAACAGGGCAGAUAAUGGAGCUAAUGGAGAAAAUCAAGAUACUUAAUCAUCAAGAUUUAUUGAUGUAUAUAACAAAGAUUAUAAAGACAACGUUGACAUAGAUAAUAUAUCAAAUAAAAGCAAUGUUGAUGAACUUGUUAAUGAAGGACAUAAAGAUAACGAACGUGAUAUAGAAAUUGUGGAUUAAAAAGAAGGGUAGAAAUGCUGACUGUGUGGUUAUGCAGAUUACCUAGAUUAUGUAAAUGAUUUGGCUUCAGUGUGGGAUUAUUUGUUUUAAGCUAAUUUAUGAACAUAGGUAGUGUUGAUGGUUAAGAUAAUGUAGAUGAUAUAUAUAAUGUCGGUAUUAUGAAUAAUACAGAUAUUGAGUAUAUUGAGGUAAUAAUGGUUGCUAAAUUCCUGUGUUCUGAUUGGUUGGUUGUGUAUCAGGACACUCUGGAGUACAAAAAGAAGCAGCGUCCUCUGAAGAUCAGGAUGUUGGACGGGACCGUGAAGACCGUCAUGGUGGACGACUCCAAGAUCGUUAGUGACAUGCUGAUGACUAUCUGCGCCAGGAUAGGUCAGUCUGUCAUUGACCCCACCCACUCUCACCUGGACAACAGUCCUGUCUACUGAUUGGCUAACCUCUGCAGAACAUGGACUGACUGCGAUUUUCUUGUUGUGUAUGUGUGUGUUGGUGUAUUUGUGUGUGUGCUUAGGCAUCACUAACUAUGAUGAGUACUCGUUGGUGCGGGACAUCGGGGAGGAGAAGAAGGAGGAGACGACGGGGACGCUGAAGAGAGAUAAAACUCUGCUGAGAGACGACAAGAAGAUGGAGAAGCUGAAGCAGAAGCUGCACACAGACGAUGAGUGUAUGACACAAACACACACACACAUUCUCUCUCUCUCUCUCACACACACACUGACAGAGCCCUCAGGUGAGCUGACAACUAUACCUGUUCCUCUGUCUCUCAGUGAACUGGUUGGAUCACGGCCGGACUCUGAGGGAGCAGGGGGUGGAGGAGACAGAGAUGCUGCUGCUCAGGAGGAAGUUCUUCUACUCGGACCAGAACGUGGACUCCAGAGACCCAGUGCAGCUCAACCUGCUCUACGUACAGGUACACACACAUACCUAAAGCCGCUGCUCGUCCUUUCUGUGAGCUCUCUGACUCAGUUUGCUCCACUCUCUCUGGAUAACACCCUGACAUUAUUUCGCAUUAGGUAUUCGUCACUCUGGACAGGUCUGCUUAAUUACAUAACAGGUUCCUGAUCAGUCAGGUGAUCACUAUUUCUGUUGAUGUUGACAACCUGUGGAUAAAAUUUUUCAGUAUACAGGUUUCAAACAAAUCUGAUGUUAUAGAGUUCUGAGUUGGUAGCAGAUACAAACUCCUUCUCUGCACACAAGUUAGAACACUGGUCCAGCCAAUCAGAGCCUGUCUCCAUGACGAUGAUGAUGCUUUGAUGAUGAUAUUAACCUCUGUGUGGUCUUCAGGCCCGUGACGACAUCCUGAACGGCUCCCAUCCUGUCUCCUUCGAUAAGGCCUGUGAGUUUGCGGGUUACCAGUGUCAGAUCCAGUUUGGAGACCACAACGAGUCCAAGCACAAGCCCGGAUUCUUAGAGUGAGUUCAUUACCAUGGUUACAUCUAUCAUUAGUAUUAUGGGAUGUCCCUAUUUGUGAUUGUGUGUGUGUGUCUGACACUGCUGUGUCUGUCCUCAGUCUGAAGGAGUUUCUGCCCAAAGAGUACAUCAAGCACAAAGGAGAGAAAAGGAUCUUCCAGGUAAAUAGACCCUCUGCUCACCUGUCAGGUCCGUCCAUGAUCCUCUGAAUUAACCUGGAUAUACCCUGUUUGUGCGUAGGCUCAUAAAAACUGUCAGAACAUGACGGAGAUCGAGGCUAAAGUCAGCUAUGUGAAGCUGGCUCGCUCUCUGAAGACAUACGGAGUCUCCUUCUUCCUGGUCAAGGUAAGAACUGACUCUUCCCACAGCUGAUCAAGAGUUUAUCAGGACUGAAAAAGAACACAGAGGAGCUGAGUUUCUGCCUAUAGCUGUAUUUGCUGUCUACUGACCUGUUUCACAGACAUAUUUCGUAUUUCAACCUCUACUCCACCCCUUCUCAUUAAUAUAUAAACAUUAUAAACCUUGUAAAGCUGCAUUCGUGUAAAAACCUGUUCUGCCCCGCCCCUGCAGGAGAAGAUGAAAGGAAAGAACAAACUGGUCCCUCGCCUCCUGGGAAUCACGAAGGAGAGUGUGAUGAGAGUGGACGAGAAGACGAAGGAGGUUAUCCAGGAGUGGAACCUGACAAACAUCAAACGCUGGGCCGCCUCCCCCAAGAGCUUCACCCUGGUGAGAGGGAGGGGGAGAGAGAAAAAAUCAUGAGACUUAUCCCCUUCCACGGAUUAACUGGAGUAUCGCCAUAGUAACUCUGUCAAACAGUGAUGGAUGUGAGCAAUGUGGUUAGACUCAGCCCCCCCUGCUGUGUGAGUGAUAUUUGUGUGUGUGUAUUUCAGGACUUUGGAGAUUAUCAGGAUGGAUAUUAUUCAGUUCAGACCACAGAGGGAGAGCAGAUCGCUCAGCUGAUCGCAGGAUACAUCGAUAUCAUACUCAAAAAGGUAACACACACACCUAUACACACAGGUAACAAACACAAACACGUACAUACAGUCACAGUUCACAUAAGCUUUGAAAAGUCAGCAAGUGGUCGAAGGAUUGCAGUUUUUCAACAGAAGAAUGAGAGAACAUUUUGACUGAUAAAACAUAAAACACUGACGUCUCGAUGUUUGUUUUUCUGUUUUUGUGAAAAAAAAAAAAAAAAAGAGAGAGAACUUAAGUCAACAUUUGAAAAGUCAAGGCAGAUGGAAAAGUACUUAGUAAGUACUCUCAUCGCCACGAAAAACUUCUGGGUUUCUGUUCCUUUAUUGUAAGAACAAAAACAAGGUCAAUAUUGUGGUUGAGUUAGGUUUGGAAAAAGCAUGUUAAAAUACAGUAAACAUGAGCCGGUAACAUGCUGUAGAUACAUUUUUAUUGAAUUGGUUGAAACAACUGAUAGAGGGUAACAAAGCAGGACUGGUAUUUGUUUCACAAGCAGUACCAAACCGUUUAAUUCUACAUAUUUUAACAGAAUUAGUCCUAACAUCAACCACUGACUGUGUUUUAUUUUGAUUUGAUGUCAUUAAGAAUUUCAAAAUCACAAAAUGGCAACAAUUAGUUUGAUUAAUCAGCCCACUGAUUGAUCAGUGUAUCGUGAAUGUAAGCCAUCAGUUUCUGAUUCUGAUUGUGCGUGUUUGUGUGUGUGUGAACAGAAAAAGAGUAAGGAUCACUUCGGUCUGGAAGGGGAUGAAGAGUCCACCAUGCUGGAAGACUCUGUCUCUCCUAAAAAGUGAGUCCACCUGUGAGACAGGUAACAAUCAGGUGUCCACAGGUGUGAGAUAGAAACAUAACCUUGUGACUCUGUUUCAGUUUUUACAUCAGCUCCUACAUCAGGACUGCAGGGCUGAAGCAAAACUAUCACCUGCUGUAAAUUAAUGAUAAUAUAUUAACACAGCUCCCUCUGCAGGUCGACUGUGUCACAGCAGCUAUUAAAACCUUAUGUGAAAUAAUAAUAAUAAAUCAUUAAUAAUAAUGUCAAUAAUGAUAGUUUGAUAACAUUAAGCUUCUCCCCCUUUAGGUCGACGGUGCUGCAGCAGCAGUUUAACCGAGUGGGGAAGGUGGAGACGGGCUCAGUGGCGCUGCCUGCCAUCAUGAGGUCAGGAGCUGGCGGUCCAGAGAGUUUCCACAUGGGCUCCAUGCCUCAAGCCCAAAAACACAUCACCAGCGGACAGAUGCACCGUGGACACAUGCCGCCCCUGGUAACACACACUCACAUACACACGACUGUAAAGUCAGAUCCAAUGAUUUUAUAGUUGACUGAGAGGAUUUAUCCACAGUCAGCUUAUUUUAGAUCAAACAUUGUUAAGAGAGUUAAACUGGACACCCACUGUCAUGUACAUGUUCUCAGAUGUCUGCAACAAACUGGCAGAUCUCCAACUCCUGAUUUCCUUUUGUCUGUCUCUCUGUUAGACAUCAGCCCAGCAGGCUCUGACUGGAACCAUUAACUCAAGUAUGCAGGCUGUACAGGCGGCUCAGGCCUCUCUGGAUGACCCUGAUAGUCUGCCACCACUGGGAACAGACCCUGUAAGAUUUACCCCUCUAUCUACCUGAAAUUUUUUUACCUAGGACCUGUUAUUUCCUAAGUUUACAGUAACUGAUUGGAGCUCUAAACCUGUUUCUUCUCUCUGUUCAGGCGUCUCAGGCGUGGCGCCUUAACAACAUGGUCAAGUCCAAACACGAGAUCCAUUCUCAGGUGGAUGCUAUCACAGCAGGCACUGCUUCCAUGAUCAACCUAACUGCAGGUACGCACUCCUUCAACAGUUCCCUGUCAUGGUCUGUGUUAGAUAGUAAAGUAAUGUAUAGUAAAGUCUGAUCCCUCGCCCUCUCUGCUCACCUGUCCUCAGGCGACCCUGCAGAGACAGACUACACGGCAGUGGGCUGUGCGGUCACCACCAUCUCCUCCAACCUGACGGAGAUGUCGAAGGGCGUGAAGCUGCUGGCGGCGCUGAUGGAUGACGAGGGAGGAAACGGACAGCAGCUGCUGGGUGCCGCCAAGAACCUGGCCUGUGCCGUGUCUGACAUGUUAAAGACCGCCCAGCCCGCCAACACCGAGGUAACCAUACAAGAAAAAGAGAGGAGGGGGAGACAGUGUGUUAGAUUUUGACUGUUCAUGAUUUUUAUAUUCAGUCAGACAGAAGUUAAUGUAAAUACAGAGACACAAAGACAUGUCUCAUGUUUCUGUUUGAUUUAAUGUCUCCAGCCUGGAGGGAAACUGUUGAGUGCAGAUAAAAAACAUGUUCCUGAUGCUGCAGUCUGACCUGUCUCCUCUUUGUGUGUUUCUCUGUGUCUCUGUUUGUCUCUAAUUGUCCUUGUGUGUCUCACCAUGUCCCUCUUAUUGUACCUAUAGCCUCGUCAAAACCUGCUGCAGGCUGCAGGAAACGUGGGUCAGGCGAGUGGCGAGCUACUGUCUCAUAUUGGAGAGACGGACACAGAUCCUCAGUUCCAGGUGAGUCUAUUUCUCAGAGACAGACAGGCAGAUGUCUCUAACAGCAGAGAAUCGUUUCAUGAGCCAGAGAUUUUUUUUUGUUCUUGUGAGGAGAAACUUAAUUUAAUUUUACUGAAUAAUUCAUUUAGUUUGACUUUGGUUAAGUUCACCAUCUCAGAUUUGUUUAUGAACGCCAAAGCAGCAUUGUUAUUUAUUUUUAACAUGUUCACACAGACUCUGGAUUUCUAGCUGAUCUGCGUUAGCUCUGUCUCUGCUCUGACACAAUUUGGCUGUCAGCACCACAGACUGUGUAAUAAACAGAUAAUAAACAACGGCAGCAGUCACCAUAUUGGAAAUGCUGACUCAGCCAUAUUUUACUUGACCUACCAGAGGCGGGCAUUAAGCCUCCUACAGUGUGCCCACCUGUCAGUCAAUCUGAUUCGCCAAUCUCAUAACCUUAAUAAGCCUAGCCUUUGGUGCCUCGACAUGUUUUAACUUUUUCAUUUGUAGUGUUUUCCCCUGAGUCUGGACUCUCAGGUGGUCUCACUCAUUAAACAAACAACAUUCAUCUAGUUUUAAACACAGCAGUGUGUGAUGUGCAGUGUGUUUUAAAUGUGUGAUGUGUACCUGUGUAAGUUUGUAGGUAGAGGAUCAGUCAGAGGGGACAGAUGGAGAGUCAGCUCCUAUUCUCACCUGAUGGUAACACGCCUGAUCCGAACAUCCAUACUGAACCAGUCAGAUCAAUCUGAGACGAAAAAUCAUCGAAUCACCGAUCAGCCUUCCUAUUAGAGUCAAAUUAACCAAUCAAGAGUCAAUCCUUCAAUCAAACUUCACUCUUUUUGUUCUUACAUUAUUAAUCAGACUUGAUAGGCUUUUGUUAUGAUCACCAUGGUAACUACUUUCCAAUCCCAGGAAUCUCCAGUUUGAUACCAGGUGAUCAUUUUUGCUCUCCACCACAAAAAUGAUCACUUUUUAUCAAAUUUCAUUUUCUGCACUCCUUUUCAUUUUUGCUUGAUAAUGAGAGAAUGAGAAUUCAAAGCAUUUUCUUAUACUGUGUAAAGUCAUGCACCCCCUGCUGGACAUUUAGAAGAAUGCAGAUUUGAAACUCUCAUUAUCAGCCUAUUAUUGUGGGUUAAUCUCUGUAAUUCCUGUUGUUUUUUUCUGCCAGCUCAAUGUCACCAUCCUUCCUGUUAAAGAGCUAACUGGUGCUAACUAAGGUGUCUCUCCUUCUGCAGGACAUGCUAAUGCAGCUUGCCAAAGCUGUGGCCAACGCGGCGGCGGCUCUGGUCCUGAAAGCGAAGAACGUGGCCCAGAAGAGCGAGGACUCGACCCAGCAAAAUCGGGUCAUUGCUGCAGCCACUCAGUGCGCCCUGUCCACAUCCCAGCUGGUUGCCUGCACCCGGGUGAGUUUACCUGAGAGAAAGGAGAUUAUGAACUGAAAUCAGAGAUAAAAAAUAUUCUGAACACAUGCUCUGUUGAGGUCACAUGACCUCCCUCAUGUUUGAGCCAACACACCUGUGUGUGAGAUUUCCUGCAAGGAGUGAACACACCGUGUGUCCUUCAGGUGGUGGCACCCACCAUCAGCUCACCGGUGUGUCAGGAGCAGCUGAUUGAAGCAGGGAAACUUGUGGCCAAAUCAGUGGAAGGCUGCGUGGAGGCGUCGCAGGGGGCCACCAAUGAUGAGGGGCUCCUGAAGCAGGUGGGCGUGGCCGCCACGGGUGUGACUCAGGCACUCAAUGAGCUGCUGCAGCACAUCAAACAGUAUGCCAGUGGCGGGCAUCCAAUUGGAAGGCAUGGAGAGGCAACAGACCGCAUUCUAGACGUGACUGAGAACAUCUUCAGCUCCAUGGGAGACGCAGGUAGGUGGAGCCUAACUAGGAUAGGCACCUCCCCCAGGUGAUACACCUGAGGUUAGACUGAGUCUUUGUCAGGACAGGUACCAGCUGUGACAGGGUUCACCUGGAACUAACUGGUGGGUGUGUCAGCUACACACCUGAUCACUGUCAGGCUGUUGAUCAUAAGCUCUGUUCACUCUGACCUUUAGUUACCUUCAGCUGACUUUACUUCAGGCUCACCUGCUCUGUCCCUCCUCCAGGUGAGAUGGUGCGCCAGGCUCGUAUCCUCGCUCAGGCGACCUCUGAUCUGGUCAAUGCCAUCAAGAUGGAUGCGGAAGCAGAGUCUGACUUGGAGAACUCGCGUAAACUGCUCUCCGCCGCCAAACUGCUUGCUGACGCCACAGCUAAGAUGGUGGAGGCUGCAAAGGUCAGAGACCUUUAUACUGCAUCACACCGCCCUUAGGGUCUGAAGUCAGUGUGUUUAUACCUGUGUGUUUAUUUCUGUGCGUGUGUGUGUGCUUACAGGGGGCAGCAGCAAACCCUGAUAGUGAGGAGCAGCAGCAGAAGCUCAGAGAAGCGGCUGAAGGUCUCCGUAUGGCCACGAAUGCCGCCGCACAGAACGCCAUCAAGAAACGCCUCGUCAACAAGCUGGAGGUAAGAAGGGGCAGAGCUUAGACUAAACACACCUGAGUCAUGUUUAGAUGUUUAGUGAAUGUGUCUUAUCAGAAAAGAAGACUGAUAGUUCCUAACAAACUGCACCAUCAAAUAGCGCCCCCUGUUGGUCAUGGAGGGAAGAGAUUUAGUCAGAGUGGCGUCUCAAAGAUUUUAUUGCUUUAAAAUGAGCUGGUCUCUGAAUUAUCCUCAUUUUCUUCAUUAUCUUCAUUACCUGAAUGAUCUAAACUUGUCCGUCUGUUUUUCAGAAUGCAGCGAAGCAGGCAGCGGCAGCAGCGACCCAGACCAUCGCUGCAGCUCAACAUGCAGCUUCAGCCAACAAGAACCAGGCCGCCCAGCAACAACUGGUCCAGAGCUGCAAGGUAACACACACACACACACGCACACACAUACACACACAUUAAACAGUAAAUACUUUACCUUUCCUUAAAUACUAAUAUUAAUCUCCUUAAUAUGUGUCUUUGUGUGUCUCUCUGUGUUAUUGACUCCAGGUGGUCGCAGAUCAGAUCCCUCAGCUGGUUCAGGGGGUCAGAGGAAGUCAGUCUCAGCCUGACAGUCCCAGCGCUCAGCUCGCUCUCAUCAGCGCCUCACAGAACUUCCUGCAGGUAAAGACACACACACAGAUAUACCUGGAGACAACACACACAGUCACAGAGUUGGAGACAGAGGAGAAACACACUGCUUUAACUCAGUAAACCGGCAACAUAAUGAAUAAAACCAGACAGGUGUGUUCGAGGGUCUGCAGGUCAUGUGACAUGUUAAGAAGAGGAACUCUCUGAAACCUUACCUUACUGUGUCUUUCAUACUUUUACUCAGGUAUUUUUUUAGAUGUAUUAUUUAAUCCUCCAUUGUUGUGAAAAUCCACACAUAGCACAGACAGUAAUCGUCACUAAAGCUGUGACACUGUCAGAUUUAUUGAUGAUUUCAACAGAAAUCAGCACUAACUGUGAAUAUCUCUCUGUCUCAGCCUGGGGCUAAGAUGGUGACAGCAUCCAAAGCCACCGUCCCAACCAUCAGUGACCAGGCAUCUGCCAUGCAGCUGAGUCAGUGUGCAAAGAACCUCGCCAGCGCCCUCGCAGAACUCAGAACUGCCUCUCAGAAGGUAACACUCACCCCGCUGGUCUGAUUAUUGUAAACACUCCGUAUGUGUGCAUGUGUGUGUGUGCUCAAUGCGUGUGUUAAAUAUAUCUGUGUACAGGCUCAGGAGGCGUGCGGCCCCUUGGAGAUCGAUAACGCUCUGUCGAUGGUCAGAGACCUGGAGAAAGACCUGCAGGAGGCCAGAGCUUCAGCUGAUGCAGGAAAACUGAAACCUUUACCUGGAGAGACGGUGAGACACAGACACACACACACACACACAGAAAUAUACAAAGUGAAUUGUAGCAUUCUCCUUCUAUGAGACUUUAUAAUGUGUUCAUAUAUUAUCAUACUGUAUGUGUGUCUGUUUCUGUCAGUUGGAGAAGUGCUCUCAGGAUCUGGGGACGAGCACCAAAGCUGUGAGUUCAUCCAUCGCUCAGCUGCUGAGUGAGGCCACGCAGGGCAAUGAGAACUACACAGGUGAGCUCACCUGGCUGACCAACAACUGAUCACCUCAGAUUGACAGGUGGUUAGUAAUGUAACCCUCCUGUUGUAUUUCUGGUAUAAACACCUGUUUCCUGUGGGCUCAGGCAUGGCAGCUCGAGAAGUGGCUCAGGCUCUGAGGUCAUUGGCGUCAGCAGCUCGAGGAGUUGCCGCCACCACCGAUGACCCCCAGGCUCAGGCCGCCAUGUUAGACUGCGCCAGAGAUGUCAUGGAUAAAUCAGCUAAUCUGAUCGAAGAGACCAAGAGAGCCAUCGCCAAACCAGGAGACGCCGAGAGUCAGCAGAGACUGGCUCAGGUCAGAGACACUCAGAGAGACACAGAGACAAACAUAAAGAUACAAAGGGGUCAUAAUUACAACCACAGUAUUUUUAAUGUUGUUACAGGGUCAUGUUUUUAUCGUGAUUUGUCAGCUCCACUCUCUGAAAAUGUUUUCAAUAGGGGACAAUUCAAGACUGCAGGCAGGCCAGUUUAGCAGCAGGACUCUUCUACUACAGAGCCACGCUGUUGUAAUACCUGCAGAAUGUGGUUUAGCUCCAAACCCUGAAUAUGUAGUUCAGCAUUAAUGGACCCUUCACAGACCCUUUAGCAGACCAUCAGAUUCUGUUUUUAUCAAUAUUUUACAACAACAUUUUUGGGGAUGUAGUUGUAGAUUCAGAUGAAGUCCUCAGAAUUCAAACAAACCUGCAGGUGAUGAUACUGAGUUAUUGUAUAUCUGUGUGUUUACAUAUGUUUUUAUAUGUAAUUAUGUAUGUUUGAAUUUAAAUGUGUAUUUUUAUUUGUGUCCAGGUGGCUAAAGCGGUGUCUCAGGCCUUGAACAGGUGUGUGAAUUGCCUGCCCGGUCAGAGAGAUGUGGAUAACGCCAUCAGGACGGUGGGCGAGGCCAGCAAGACUCUGCUCUCUGACUCGGUGAGUUUGUCUGUGAGGGGGAAAUACUUCCCCUGGUGGUCACAUGGAGAACUGCAGGGGCACUUUUACGAACUGUCAGUCAUAGAUGAUUACUAAAACGAAAAGUAGUGGAAAAGUCCAGUUUUCAAGAUUGCUGUUAGUGUCUUAAACUGAUAGCUGUGAACGCAGACUACACCAAGUUUUCACUCCUCUUAGUGUGUUGGUUUAUUCUUCAGACAAAAUUAUUUUCAUAUGGACAAAGAUGGAUGUUUGAAAAUCAAACCGAGUGUAGACAAUCAGACUGACAGAUAGGAACAGUCAGUAAAUUUAAGCACCUGUCAGUCUACAGUUCCUCUGCUCUCAGGUGAUUUCUGUCCUCUUCCUCUCUUCGUAGUUCCCAUCCAGCGGGCGGAGCUUCCAGGAGGUCCAGGCUCAGCUAAACGAGACUGCGGCCGGUCUGAACCAAUCAGCUAAUGAGGUAGUCCAGGCCUCCAGGGGAACCACCCAGGACCUGGCUCGGGCCACCAGCAAGUUUGGACAUGACUUCAGCAACUUCCUGGAGGCAGGGAAAGACAUGGCGGGAACCUCACAGGUGAGGAGGAGCGUUUUUACCUGAGUGGUGAAGGUGAAGCAGGGUUAGGAUGAAUGAAUAAACUGUGUGCUGUCAUGCUGAAAGAAGACUGUAGUCCACACACUUGAACUGUAAAAGUCUCUGUUACCUACUCUAAAACCUGUCCACCUGUCCUCCCUUUGUCUUCUGCAGUCCAAAGAAGACCAGACUCAGGUGGUCUCGAAUCUUAAGACCAUCUCCAUGUCCUCAAGCAAACUGCUGCUGGCUGCUAAAGCUCUGUCCACCGACCCGUCCUCCCCCAACCUCAAGAACCAGCUGGCCUCUGCCGCCAGGUGAGGCACAUGAGCUACCUGUCUGUCCUUACUUCAGUCUGUCUGUCUGUUUGUGUCUCACACAGCUGUCUCUCUAUCGCUCUCUCUCUCUCUCUCCAUCUGUCUCUCAGAGCGGUGACGGACAGCAUCAAUCAGCUGAUUACAAUGUGCACUCAGCAGGCUCCGGGCCAGAAAGAGUGUGACAACGCCCUGAGAGAGCUGGAGGUACAAACACACUCAUAGACACACACACACACACAAACACACACGUACACAAAGUAGAUUGUAGCAGUUUCUUUAUAUGAGACUUAAUAAUGUGUAGUGACUUCCUCUCUGCAGCAUGUUUAGUGGUCAUGCAGUGUGUGUUUUUUGUGUGUGUUGUAACCUUUUGUGUAUUGUGUGUAUGUGUGUGUACAGUCGGUGAAGGGGAUGCUGGAGAACCCGUCGGAGGCGGUGAACGAGUUGUCAUACUUUGACUGUAUUGACAGCGUGAUGGAGAACUCAAAGGUACGACCUCCUCGAGUUUAGCCUCAGACUGAUGAGGUCAGAGUUUGUUAAAUGAGGCUUAACUUCCUGUUUCCUGUGUCCAGGUGCUGGGCGAGUCCAUGGCAGGUAUUUCCCAUCAUGCAAAGAACUCUAAUCUGCCGGAAUUCGGUGACUCAGUAAGCGGCGGAUCCAAGGCUCUGUGUGGUCUGACUGAGGCUGCAGCUCAGGUGAGACUCACCCGUGACCUUAGUUUAGGUGCUGCAGGUGUGCAGGUGCAAUUUUAACCCUGGUCUUUGUCUGCAGGCUGCCUACCUGGUGGGUAUAUCCGACCCCAACAGCUCAGCGGGUCAGAAGGGUCUGGUAGAUCCUGCUCAGUUUGCCCGGGCCAACCAGUCCAUCCAGAUGGCCUGUCAGAACCUGGUGGACCCGGCUUGCACCCAGUCCCAGGUACCUGCCCGGACUCAUUUGGGAUCAUCACAUCUCCUCCUUCAUAACAUGCUCUAAUGAUGGUGUGUUUAUGUGUGUGUGUUCAGGUGCUCUCUGCUGCCACCAUCGUAGCCAAACACACCUCAGCUCUGUGCAACGCCUGUCGCCUCGCUUCCUCCAAAACCACCAACCCUGUCGCUAAGAGGCAAUUCGUCCAGUCUGCCAAAGAGGUCGCCAACACCACGGCCAACCUGGUCAAGUCCAUCAAGGUGAGGAGGGAUGGUGCUCCAGAGUAAGUCAGCUUUUAGCAGGUAGAUGGAGAGCAGAGUCACACGGAGACUGUGUGCAUAUGCUUACUGGUUCACGCCUGCUCUGAUUGGCCCAACACCUGAAGGCUUUCUGAACAAGCAGGACGUGAUUGGCUGUGAAGACAUUGUUAAAAAUGAAGACUAAUGUAGAACUAAAGGUCGACCUGUGUGUGUGUGUGUGUGUGUGUGUGUGUGUGUGUGUGUGUGUGUGUGUGUGUGUGUGUGUGUGUGUGUGUGUGUGUGUGUGUGUGUGUGUGUGUGUGUGUGUGUUCGCAGGCUCUCGACGGAGCAUUUAACCAGGAGAACAGGGAGAAGUGUCGAGCGGCCACCGGUCCUCUGAUUGAAGCCGUUGAUAAUCUGACCGCCUUCGCCUCUAACCCUGAGUUUGCCAGCAUCCCGGCUCAGAUCAGCCCUGAGGUCAGUCUCACCUGGAGGAUUUACCUGUUCAUGGUUACCUCAUCAUUCUCCAUCCUCACCUUCUUCUUCUCUCUCAUCUAGGGUCACGCUGCCAUGGAGCCCAUCGUCAUGGCUGCUAAGACGAUGCUGGAGAGCUCAACCGGUCUGAUCCAGACGGCCCGCUCGCUUGCCGUCAACCCCAAGGACCCGCCUAAAUGGUCGGUGCUCGCUGGACACUCCAGGACGGUCUCUGACUCCAUCAAGAAGCUCAUCACCAACAUGAGGUUAAAAAAAAUACACAUAAACAAAAAACACGUACCAGGGCUGCUCAUAUUUGAUGUUACUGCCGAUACCAAUAGUUUUUAUUCACUCAUUACUUUUGGUUGUGUGUGUGUUUCUGUGUGUGUGUUUGUGUGUUUGUGUUGCAGAGAGAAAGCUCCUGGUCAGAGAGAGUGUGAUGAUGCCAUUGAGGUGUUGAACGGCUGCAUCAGAGAGGUGGACCAGGCUUCACUGGCUGCUAUCAGCCAACAGCUCACGCCACGAGAGGACAUCUCUAUGGAGGUAUACACACACACACACACACACACACACACACACACACACACACACACACACACACACACACACACACACACACUUCAAUAUUAAAGGUAUCGAUGUAUCUAUUUUAGUUACUCUCUGUGAUGAGUUUGUAAUAAUGUGUCUCACUUGUGUCUCAGACGCUCCAUGGUCAGAUGGCGGCGUCCGUCCAUGAGAUCAGUAACCUGAUUGACCCUGUCGCUGUGGCUGCUCGAUCAGAGGCCUCCCACCUUGGACACAAGGUACACACACUCCAGACCCGAGUGUUUUAAAAGGAUGUAAUCUGGUUCAAACUGGUGUGAACUGGUUAAAGUGGUGUAAACUGUGUUAAAUUGGUUCCUUCAGUUUAAGUCCAUCUGGUAUAAUCUUGUCUCUGUGUCUCACCUAUCCAGGUGUCUCAGAUGGUGAGUUACUUUGAGCCCCUCAUCAUGGCAGCAAUUGGCACGGCGUCCAAGAUCCUUAGCAGCCAGCAGCAGAUGGCAGUCUUGGACCAAACCAAGACCCUGACAGAGUCCGCCCUGCAGAUGCUCUACACUGCCAAAGAAGCCGGAGGAAACCCUAAGGUGAGACCAUCACCCAGGAAGUAAAGCUGUUAGCUUAAAGAUUUCUAAGUAUUUCUAAGUAUUACUGUUAGUCCCUGUGUCUGUUCUGAUUGGUGGAAAUUACCAGAGCAAUAUCACAAAACAAUUACAAGUAUGUUUGUAUUGUGUGUUUGUGUGUCCUCAGGCAGCACACAUGCAGGAAGCUCUGGAGGAGUCCGUUCAGAUGAUGAAAGAGGCAGUGGACGAUCUCGGGGCGACGCUGGCUGAAGCAGCGAGCGCAGCUGGGGCAGUGGGCGGCAUGGUGGACUCCAUCAACGACUCCAUCAACAAGAUGGAGGAUGCUCCCACUCUAGAGCCUGAGGGUACCUUCGUGGACUACCAGACCACCAUGGUGAAGACCGCCAAGGCCAUCGCUGUCACCGUGCAGGAGAUGGUGAGUCAUGAUUGAUCAGAAUCGAUUCAUUGAAAGAAAGUCGGUUAUUUAACUACUGAAACAGGAAGUACAGAUAUUCACACAGGUCAAAGAUCAGUUUCCAGUUUCUCUGACUCUUUUACACUUGUCCUCAGGUGACCAAGUCCAACACAAAUCCUGAUGACCUUGGAGGAUUAGCCAAUCAGCUGACCAACGAGUUCGGAAACCUGGCUGAUGAAGCCAAAUACGCUGCCAUUACAGCCGAGAAUGACGAGGUACAACACACAGCCCCCCCUCAGUGUGCUCAUAGUGUCUGUGGACUUAAUUAUAUUCAAACCUUCUUACCUGUUCAUUCUCACCUGACCCUUCAGAUCGGCUCCCACAUCAAGAAGCAGGUUGGCGAGCUGGGAUUCAGCUGCACGGGUCUGGUGACCAAAGCUGGAGCUCUGCAGUGCAGCCCCAACGACAGCUUCACCAAGAAAGAGCUGAUUGAGAGCGCUCGCAAAGUCUCAGAGAAGGUCACGCCACGCGCCACCAACACACACACACACAGAGACACACUUGUAUAUUUACUGUUAGUUAAAUAUCUCAUGUAAGCCUGUUCAUAUUUGUGUAAAAUCUCAUGUUCUGAUUCUUGAACCUAAAACACGAAGGAGGAGAAGGUCACCUGUCAUCUCUGCAUGUUUCGAUUUAAGCAGAUGCUUCAUAUACACACAUAUUGUGUUUUAUUUGAAGACAGAAAGGAGGGACUGUGAAUGAGGGAUGAGAUGCAGGGAGAGGUUAAUGUGAUCAAUCUGGAUGUUUUGGGGAUGUCUUCUGACACAUGAACACAGCGGGUUUAUUUCUAUCCGACCCCUUCAGCUCUAUGACGAAUCUGUCUGUAAACACGAACUGACUCUGUUGUUAAAUCGAACUUUUUAAAAACUCUUUGUCAAGUUUCCCCCUCAGGUGUUGACAGUCUGCUCUCUCUGCAGGUGUCUCACGUGCUGGCGUCCCUGCAGGCCGGCAACCGUGGAACCCAGGCUUGCAUCACAGCCGCCAGCGCCGUGUCGGGUAUCAUCGCGGACCUUGACACCACCAUCAUGUUCGCCACAGCAGGAACUCUAAAUAGAGAGAAUGAAGAGACAUUCGCCGACCACAGGUACAAACUCAGAGACAGACAGAGACAUAGAGGACGCUUUGACUCUGCAGCGCCUGAAAUCUCUUACAUAAAGAUAUAAUGAAACUGUUAGAUUUAAAGACAACACUGUGUGUGUUUGCGGGUAUUUCAGAAAGCUGAUCCCAGAGAUAAGUUCAAAACUCUUAAAUGUUGUGUAUCAAGAUUUUUAAAAGCCUUAAAUCGGAUGUACUGACAUCUGUUUGUGUUUUAGAGAGUUGAUCCUGAAGACGGCCAAAGCUCUGGUGGAAGACACCAAGCUGCUGGUCUCUGGAGCUGGAGCGAGUCAGGAGAAACUGGCCCAGGCUGCCCAGUCCUCUGUGUGUACCAUCACCAAACUGGCUGAUGUGGUCAAACUGGGAGCUGCCAGUCUGGGAUCAGAGGACCCAGAGACACAGGUACAGGGGGAAUAGAUGAAGGAGUCAGACCACAUUAAGCAGUCAGAGGGGUCCAUUUCUUUCAAAGCUGUGGUUGGAGGUUUUGAUCUAGAACUUUUCAAGAGUUUUCUUCAUGUUUCAGCUGAAUGUAUCCCAAAUUUUAGGAUCAUGAAGAUAAACUAAAGCUGGAGAUUAACCAAUCAGAGCUGAGAUUCAGAUCAGAGGGAUCAGACCUCAGGGUAAAAGACAGAAAUAACAAUCUCAUCUGACACAGCUUCAUAACAGAGACAGGAAAAGUAAAAGUCUGAUGAUUAAAAACAGAUAAAGCUUUCUUUGUAAUAUUUAAGAGUCUAUUUGAACUCCUGACUUCUAGAUAUUUAAAACUGCUGUCCGAUCAGAAAUUAUCCCCCUCUCUAAAUCAGCUCCUAAAAGCCUCCUUCAGUCCAGAUAAGACUGUCUGUGUGUUCCAUCACACUCAUCUUCAUAAAAUCAUCUGUGUGGACUCGUGUUGGUAAAGUCCUGGUUUUGCAUCUGCAGGUGGUUCUUAUCAAUGCGGUGAAGGACGUGGCCAAAGCUCUGGGCAACCUGAUCAGCACCACCAAGGCGGCCGCAGGAAAACCCCAUGAUGACCCGAGCAUGCUGCAGCUGAAGAACUCUGCAAAGGUAGAACAGAGAGCAUGAGCUUAAGUAUGUAAAUCAAAGAGUGUUUUAACUGCUAAUCCCUCUGUGAUCAGCUGAAUAAACCCUUCAUCCAUCUCUCCUUUAUUUAGUUUUGUCAGCGUUAGUUCAUUCAUUUGUCGUCUGUUUUGUAUCAAAGCUGCUCCAGCUAACACUCAAACACCUGUCCAAUCAGCAGUCUCAAUGCACCUGUACGGUUCAUGGUCAGUCUGUAACCUCGCCCCUGUCAUGUGAUCAUCAGGUCAUGGUGACCAACGUGACGUCUCUCCUGAAGACGGUGAAGGCGGUUGAGGACGAGGCCACCAAGGGAACAAGAGCUCUGGAGGCAACCAUCGAGCACAUCAAGCAGGAGCUGACGGUGAGUGAGACAGGAGGAGGAGCUUCUGAAGGACGCUCUGCAAGGGGGAGGAGCUUAACGUGUGCUGGGCUGAAAUAAGACGCAUAACUCACCUGGCAGAAUAAUGGCAGGUUAAUGAGACACUAACCCUCCACUCACUGACCUUCUUUCGAUCGCUCUCAGGUGUUCAGCAGCUCUGAGCCUCCUGCAAAGACCACUACACCUGAGGAGUUCAUCCGUAUGACCAAAGGCAUCACCAUGGCAACUGCCAAAGCAGUGGCUGCUGGGAACUCGUGUCGUCAGGAGGACAUCAUUGCCACGGCUAACCUGAGUCGCAGAGCCAUCGCCGACAUGCUGCACUCCUGCAAGGUGAGCACAGGUGUAGCUGUUUUACCUGAGGCUGUGGAAUAAGAUAAACUCCUGCAAGGUUAGCACAGACGGGACUCUGUACUUGGCUUAUAUAUCAUACAGGGGUUAUUAUAUAAUAAUGUAGUGUAAUUUUCCUGAGCUCUGUCUGUGGGUCUGCAAAGUAACUCCAUUCAGCUCUGUAGUGGGUGUCUCCAUGUAGAGGACCAUGAAUCAGAUCUGGUUUGGGGUUAAGUCAGUCUCAGCCUUAUUGAUCCUGUCUCUUCUCCCUGGUGUUUCUUAGUGGCCCCAAAAAGAUAAUGACCAAUCCAUAAAUGGUGAACUGUCAGACAUGGUGCUGAUUGAGUCAUCCAAACUCUAAUGAUUCAGCAGGGAGGACAGGAAGAGACACAAAGAGCUCUGAAUGUGUGUGAUUCAGACUGACUUUUUUUUUAUUUCUCUGCCCCUUCCUCAACAGGAAGCAGCGUAUCACCCCGAGGUCAGUAAGGAGGUCCAGAUGAGGGCUCUGCGUUUUGGGAAUGAGUGUGCUACAGGAUACCUGGGCCUGCUGGAGCACGUGCUGGUGGUAAGACUCCAUCACUUGCACAAACAAACACACACACACAAUAUUUGAGCCUAUUCUAAACUUAUAGGAUAAAAACUUAUUUACACAAUGAAACAAGAUCUGAUAUGACAAUCUAACGACUUAAAAGAGGCUCAUAUAUAUGACUCUCACUCAGCUCACAGAGGAGCUCUAUCUGUACAUUAAUGGAUUUUUAAUGACUUCUUCCUCCUUUUCCUCUUCUUCCUCACUCUGUCCCUCGUCUCUUUACAGUCAUAGAUAAACUGUAUAUCUAUAAUUUUCAGAUUCAGAUAUCUGCUCUCUGCUGUCUCAUGGUUAAUGACCUCCUCCUCUUCCUCGCUCCUCCUCCUCCUCUUUGUCAUUCUGCUUCUGCUCUUUAAACUUGAUGCUCUUUGAUGUAAAAGCCGGUGAGUAGGUCACGUGACUUACCUGCAUAGGUGUGAGUCUGCAGUGAUUCAUGUGUGUUAGUGUAGAGCAUGUUUGAGUCCUCACACAUUAAAGAGACAAUCUAUUAAACAACCCGACUGUGUGUGUGUGUGUGUGGGGGGGAAAUCAGCCCAGUGCUUCUUUAUUCGUCAAUGAAACAUUAAGCUAAACCUCACUGAGAUAACAUGGUAGGCUCAGGUGGGAAGUAGGUACGAGUGUGUGCUGCCCUCUGGUGGCAGAGAGGAGAAACACUAAGGGUUAAAAAGAACAAACAGCUGAUCAUCAAAGGAAAGUUUCUGCAGCCUGAGAUCACUAACACAGACUAACAUCUGACUGCUGUUUGCAGCCCUUUUCUGCCUCGCACAGACUCACCUGUAAAGCGUUUACCUUAACUUCAUGGCCUUAGACCCCGUCUCACAUUAGUAGAUCAGCUGAUUCAGACACAGACUGCAAAGAAGACAAGACCUCUCUCUGCAGGACUCUCUGAGCAAGGUCCACCAGGGGGAGUGAGAAGGGUCUAGAGGGCUGGGGUUUCAGUAUUAGCUCAGGUGUGUUAAACCCUUGUCUGUUCCCUCAGUCUCGGUGAGAGGACACAUAGUUUUGGUUGAUCAGCUGAUCGGGUAUCUGUUCAUAUCUGUCAGAUCAGCACAGACAGCUUGUGACAGAAUGAACAGGUGACACACCUGCAGCUGAAGACUUUACAGACACCUUAAAUGUGGUUUUGGUUUUCACAAGAGUGUGUGUGCAUGAAUUACUGUGCAGUGACAUCCUCUCUCUUUUAUAUUCUCUCUCUCUCCCUCUCCCUCUCUCUAUGUCAAUCCUUUAAUUCCCUGCACCUGUCUCACAUUUGGCUCCAACCUGAAUACACUGAGGGGCUAACAGGAUGCUUUGAGGACACACAGACAAAAGAAACACACUCACAUACACAUAAACAGGUCUCAAAUUAGGUGUCAUUGUGUUUCUGACUCACCCACAGCUCUCAGUUUGACUCAGGCUGCUCUGAUUGGUCAUCCAUAGAGAUGAAUGCAAUGUGUAAGCUCCUGUGUUUGAGUCCUGACAGCCCCUUACUGUCACUGAGAUCAUUAAAACCUCAGUCUGCAGACCUCAGACUGUGAUGGAAGUUCACUGUGAAGCUCUGACAGGAGUUUAAAUGCUGGUAUGAUGUCAGUUUGUAAUGAGCGCAAUCAGUAUCCAUGCUUAAAGUGAGUGGAUUUUUUAUACAGUAAAUUUUAGGCCCCCUCCAGAGUCACUUAUUUUAAUUGCACACUCUGUGUGACCCUCGUCCUGGGGGAAACCUCUGAUGGACUUAGAGAUGAAACAUGUUAAACCAGAGAGGGACCCCACCAGGGGGUGCUUUAGUUUAUCCCUGUCAGUCACGUUUUUGGAAUCAAAUGUCAAAAGCACACCGACACCUUCAGCUCCUGUUUCGAUUAUAAACUCAUCACAAAACAAGUCAGAGUCUAACAAUCAGAGUUUCAACCCUGUAUGACCCCUUCACCUGUCCCAGCAGGUAUCUGACCUCAUAGUGAUCUUUGCAGUUAGCAUUAGCUUAGCAUAGGUCAGGACAUAGAGUGUGUGAUUGUGUAUAACGGUUGAAUUAAAGGUUGUGACUCUCUCCUCAGAUCAUCCAGAAACCAUCUCAUGAUCUGAAGCAACAGCUGGCGGGUUACUCCAAGAGGGUGGCGGGCUCUGUCACUGAGCUCAUCCAGGCUGCUGAAGCCAUGAAAGGUACUGUGACCUUUGACCUCUCUGACCACAUGUUCACAAGAAAAAACUUUAACGUUAAAUACAGUUAAGGGUCUUUUAGGAAUAUGUCUGCACACUAAUGCAGAUGCUGUUGCUACAUACUGCUACUGCAAACUGCUACUGUAUGCUGCUGCACACUGCUGCUACACGCUACUACUGCAGGCUGUUGCUGGACACUAGCUAGACACUUUUUAAGACUACUGCUACAUACUGCUACUGCCACUUCUACUGAAUGCUGCUGCACACUGCUGCUACACGCCUAUACUGCACGCUGCUACUGCAGGCUGUUGCUAGACGCUGGCUAGACACUCUUGAUGACUACUGCUACAUGCUGCUACUGCAUGCUGCUGCUGGGCGCUACUGCUGAACACUCCUACUGCACAAUGCUACUUCAUGCUUAUGCUACUGCUGCACCCUGCUACUUGUCAUUGCUACACAGUGUGUAUGCAGCUGCAGCUGCUGGAUGCUGCUGCUGCAUGGUACUCCAUCUAGCUGCUGCUGCAAGCUGAUGCUGCUGCAUGCUGCAUGGAUACAGAGUACACACCAACAACACAGCACAGCUGUUACUAUGGUGAUAAAAUCAUAACAGGACUGAACAUACAUCACAGGUCUCUAUAAAGAUGAGUCCUCUGUUAUUUUUAAACCACUUCGUGUCAGACCUGAUGCUCUCAGACUGUUUAAACAGCUGUUUGUCAGAGCUCUUGGUAAAGAUGUCGUAGUUUUAGGGUCAGUGUUGGUCGGACAUAGACUUCUUCAAACCUCGUAGUUUCUACAGGGUCAGCGUUGGUCUGAUAUUGAUGUCUUUAGACCUUAAAGUUUUCAAAGGAAACUGUUGGUCUUAAAUAGACCUCUUCAGACCUCAUAGUUUUAGGGUCAGUGUUGGUCUUAAAUAGACUUGUGUAGACCUCAUAGUUUUUUACAGGGUCAGUGUUGGUCUGAAAUAGCUCCCUCUCCUCUCAUAUUCAGAACUCUUAAUGAGUCCUGACAGUCAUAUGGAGGAGGAUUAGUGCAGAUCCCUCUGAGGGGGUCCAGUUUCAGCGGCUCGUUCUCGGGAUAUCCCCCCCUCCCUUGGUUAGUGAGGAUUACAGGGGGCUGAAGGAGAUGCUUUGAAUACAUCAUCAGUCAUCCUCAGAGUAUAUGAACGUCCCUGUGCUGCAUUUUAAGAAGCGUUAGCUGACACUGAACCCUGUAGAAGGAGGGGUUGGGGGUUCGGACCUUCAUCACUUCAUUCAGACGGUGAUGAUGAUGACGAAGACGAGCCAGGCAGCGAGGCUGUGAGGGAUCAGCACUGUGAUGGAUGAUCAGGAUCAGGGUUCAACAAGAUAUUAGGCGCUCCACAUCCAGCAUCAAAUUCAGCAGCCCAAUCACAAUCCUCCAACCUGCGUCCUCCUGUAAAUAUCAAAGUUCAGCUGAAACGCUGAUUGUCCGAUGAUCUGGGAUCCUCUUAAUUUAGUCCGACUUUCUCACGUCACCUUUCAUUUCCAACAUGUGCAAACUCUAUCUAAAAGCUUCAGCCAAUCAGAGCACAGAUACAUGUCAGAAUGCCGCUAUGCUAGUUAGCUAGCUCUAACAGCCAUCAUGGUUCUCCCAGUUCAACAUAACACACUGUUGACUGAAGUGACAGAUUGACUAACAGCUGAACUGCAGUCCUGUUAAUUUGAUUCCGACCUUUUUAAAAUGGUUUUAAAACCGUCAGCAGCUCUUUGUGGUUACUCUAUUAAAAAGUACAGAAUGAUAAAGUAGGGCAAGUCAAAGUCACGUACACUUUGAUAGGAUACAAUACUAUCUGAUACAAUAAGAUAUUAUUGAAUACAAUACAAUAGGUUACAAUAGAAUACAAGACAAUAUGAUGGGGUUUAAUACGACAGGAUUUAAAACAAUACAAUGCAAGACAGGAAGAUAUAGUGCAGUAGCACUAUGAUACAGUACAAUCAGACAUACUUAAGUAGUAAAGUAGGAGUAUCACUGUAUUAGGGUGACCAUAUUCUGAAUUCCCAAAAAGAGGACACGACUACGCGGGGGCGGAGUCAUGAAGGUAGUUAAUUUUGAGAGUUUUUCAGGUCAGGUCGAGUGUUUUUUACACACUUCUAACACAGUAAGUCCAUGUGACACAAACUCAAAACUUCCAUACAAAACCCCGGACAUUUGAAGGAUUUAAGUAACUCCCCUGGACAAAGCCGAAGAACCCCCAAAAAAGAGGACAUGUCCGGGUAAAAGAGGACGUAAGGUCACCCUAACUAUAUGAAUGAGGAUGCCAUACAAUACGCCAUGCUCCAAUAAGAUAUAUGAUAAUCUAAAAUUCAACACAGUACAAUACAAAAUGAGCUAUCCUGUGCCAAAUGAGUUACCAUAGUAAGAUAGGAUGUGAUGCAGUGCUCAAUGAUAUGGCAGGAAUAAGCUAAGAUUAGGUAGAAAGACAAUAUAUGAUAUGAUACAAAUAGAACAAUGCUAUAUGAUACGAAAUCAAACAAUACCAUACAUUAUGAUAUGGUGUAAUACAAUAUGAUACAGCAUGAUAUUAUGUCACAUAUUACAGUAGAGCAUGAUACGAUAAUUGGUAUUCUGUAUGUUGUUGUCAUUGUGUGUGUUGUGAACUAAUUGUUGCGUACUUGCUGUGUGUGUGUGUGUUGUAGGCACAGAAUGGGUGGAUCCCGAAGACCCCACAGUCAUCGCAGAGAAUGAGCUGCUGGGAGCGGCUGCAGCUAUUGAAGCAGCUGCCAAGAAAUUGGAGCAGCUGAGACCCCGUACCAAACCCAAGGUCACUGGAUUAACACGCACACACACACACAGUGCACAAUUCAGUGACACACAAUCACACACUGACGCAUGCACCAAACACACUCACCCUGAUGCAUGCAUCUAAAACACUCUGAACUCUCUCUGAGUGUGUUGACCUCACGCAGGGUCACUCAGGUUUGAACCUGCUUGUUGAAUUUGACACACAGGGAUCCUCUGUCCUCUGUCUCAUUAUGUCUCAUACUGUCUGAUGAUGGUCCUCUGAAUAAACUCUUACCCUGUCCCCUGACUGAGUCUCUGCCUGAUAAUAAGGAGACCAAUGAGACGCCAAACAGUGUCUCUGUUCUCAUGCUAUGUUUUGAUUGUCCUCUCACUAUGUCUCCCUCUGUCUGUCCAACAGGAGGCUGAUGAGACACUGAACUUUGAGGAGCAGAUCCUGGAGGCGGCGAAGUCGAUCGCAGCAGCGACCAGCGCUCUGGUUAAAGCAGCUUCAGCCGCUCAGAGGGAGCUGGUGGCUCAGGGGAAGGUACGACAGAGAUCAGAGCAGGGGGACGGGGGGGCAGUGUUCAUCUGAUAAUCUGUCUGUAUAAUGCCCUUCACUUAUUCUGGGAAACAUCCAUCUGUCAGCACCACCGUGCAGCAGUCUACAGACGUCCACACCCCGAACUGGCACGAUAAUAAUCAGCCUGAAGACGGACACUCAGAGACAUCUGACUUUAUUUAUAGAGACAAACUCUGAGCUCUGCAGCUGAGAUAGACAGCAUCAAGACAUGAGCUUACCUGGACUCUGAGAUACAGAGAGUCUGGACUGGCCUGGAUCAGAAAAGAUCCUUUUUCUGAACAUUAAAGCGAAGUUGACCCUCCCCCACAAAACUGACAGCCAUCAGGUCUUCAGACUAUAUCAGUGCCAAAGCAGACAUCAAGCAUUCAAAGUUGUCACCUGAACAUAAUGCUCUUUAUUUUCUGUUUAUUAUCAAUGAUUUUUUUCAUUAGUCAUCAAGAGAGCGGCGUCCUGCCCCUCAGUUAAACCAAUAAACCAAUCUGAACUACAGAGGCAGAUGGGCCUUCCAUGUUUUACCUGUGUUACCUGUGUGUGUUUUCAGGUGGGGGCGAUCCCAGCCAACGCCGUCGAUGAUGGUCAGUGGUCUCAGGGGCUGAUCUCAGCUGUAAGUCUGUCUGUCACCAAAGUGGCUUCAUUCAAACAUUCAGUCAUUUAAUCCUUCAGAUAUCUCACCACUGAUAACCUCUAAUGACUCUGCAGGCUCGGAUGGUUGCCGCAGCGACCAACAACCUGUGCGAGGCAGCCAACUCAGCGGUGCAGGGACAUGCCAGCGAGGAGAAACUCAUCUCCUCGGCCAAACAGGUGGCAGCAUCCACUGCCCAGCUGCUGGUCGCCUGUAAGGUCAAAGCUGACCAGGACUCACAGACAAUGAAGAGACUGCAGGUAAUGGAUUUCAGUGUCAGUUUGCAGUGUGAUGAAUCUGGUUCUCCUCAACCUGCUGAGAUCAUUAUGCAAACUUACUCAGAGGAGUUAACCUGCUUCACACCUGAGUAAUGAUCAGAGAUUUAGAUUUGGACUAUUAAAUAAAUAAAGACACAAAACAUAGCAACUCUACUACAGACACACAAACUAUCUGCAUCACAUCAUAGCAGUAAAUCCUCUGCAUUCAGUGAACACUUAAAGUGGUGUGAACAAGUGUUUGCCACCUUCUUGAUUUCUUAUUUUUUGCAUGUUUGUCACACUGAAACGUUUCAGAUCAUCAAACAAAUUUAGAUAUUAGUGAAACACAACACAAGCAAACACAAAAUGCAGUUUUUGAAUAAAGGUUUUUAUUAUUAGGGAGAGAAAAAAAUCAAAACCUACAUGGCCUUGUGUGAAAACAGUGAUUACCCCGGAACGUAAUAACUGGUAGGGCCACCCUUAGCAGCAACAAUUGCAAUCAAGCUUUUGUGAUAACUUGCAAUGAGUCUCUUACAGUGCUGUGGAGGAAUUUUGGCCCACUCAUCUUUGCAGAAUUAUUGUAAUUCGGCCACAGUGGAGAGUUUUCGAGCAUGAACCACCUUUUUAUAGGGUUAGGGUUAGGGAUGAUCUUAAACAUUUAAGAGUGACAAACAUGCAAAAAAAAGUAAGAAAUCAGGAAGGGGGCAAACACUUUUUCACACCACUUUAUAUAGGACAUAAUGCAUGUGUCAAUUUAUUAAUUUUAAGUCCCAUGAUGCACCAGAACUGUGCUUAAAGUUAAAGUUUUUCCGCUGUAGGUGAUGUGAAGUUUGUGAAGUUACACGCUCAUAUUUUACACACACAUGCACAUCAAAUCAGACUCCUUCACCUCUAAGUUAAUCUUUAGUUAAUAUGGGGUCUGCCUCUGUUACCAUGGCAACCAGGGUCACUGUCGACCUGUGUCUGAAAUAAUGGAGAGGGUAAUCUUCAGCUGUGUAUGUGUGUGUAUGUGCUGAUGAACAAUAACCAUCAAUCAUCCUACAACAGCUGACACACGUGUACACACACAUGCGGGCAUACACACACACACACACAAACUGAACACACGCACACAGAUAGUUAGAGUGUAUAAAUAGGUUGCAGUCCGGGUGUGUAGGGUUUCAGGUGAGCUGUAGGAUCAGACAGCUGCUGUGUCUGUUAUUAGCUCAGGUAUCACUCACCUUUAUAAAUUGCUGAUUUCAUAUCAGCCUGUUCAUACUCAGAGCAUGAAGCUUCGCACAGAUUUACCUCUAAUGUGAACAUCAGGUCCAACAGUGUUUCUCCUACAUUUCCCAUGUUGCAUCAGGUUCAGUGUUUGUGUGUGAACCUGUCUCCAGGUGAGCUUCAGGUGUAAACCUGUUAUUACUGCCACUCUGUGUUAAUCUGUUUAAAGUGAUCUGAUGCACUUAGUCUCCACCCUUAUCUGAGUGUAUGUUUGUCUUUAUACACAUGUGAGGACCACCUUUUGUAUUAGGGCACUCUGACAGGUGUGGACACUUUGAUGUAAUGCUUGUUCUGUAUUUUGAAGUCGGGUAUGAACCCUCCCCCCAUGCCCACACGCACACACUCAGGCGGCAGGCUUAUUCGCUUUAUUUCAGCCACAUAAAAAACUCAGAGAAUGUCCUCACACAUUGCCAAAGACAUCUAUAUGUGUGUGUGUGUGUGUGUGUUUGAGGUUUCCUUUCAGUUUAUUUUGGGAUACUUUGCAUCAGACCAGACUGUUGUCUGCCUGAGUGAUUCCCCCCCUCUGCUUUUCAUAUCCCCCUCCCUCAGGUCUUUCAUUUUCUUACCUCAGUUGGUGAAAUGUUUACAUCCUCACUUCUAGUCAGACUGCAUAAAUACAUUGUCUCAUACUACUACCACUAGAUGGUGCGAGUUCAUGAGCCCAGUUUCAGGUUAACUGAACUUUUUACUGUAAACAACAAUUACUAGCAAACCCUUAAAGCGGGCCGGCAGCUGUGUAUAAGUAACAAUGUAAAAAAUAUAAACAAACUUCAAUCAAGAAUACUUUUCUUAAAAGAAUAGAUUACUCCCAUGCUGACGUGAAAUGCUUGGGGUGGGGAGAGCUCACCUCCACUCUGGUUCAUAUGUAUUCAUGAAAAGCCAAAGAAAAGCAGCAAAGAACAUCUGGGUACAGAACAGAGCAACAUCAGUGGCAAUCCAUAACCCCGGUAAAAUCAGACAUAGUAUAAAAAGGAGGAGCUGGAGUGGAGGCAGGGAGAGCAGCAGCAAAGUGGUUUGCAGAGGAAGCAGGCGGAGUAGGAGGUAGUCAGCUGAUAAGAAUAAGAAUAACUUUAUUAAUCCCUGAAGGGAAAUUCAAUCGUCUGUUGUCUCACAAAUAUGUCUCUAAAAGUUAUCUACUAUUUACACAAGAGUUAUAAAGUCUUGGAUUAGAAUCAACUGAUGUACUUCCGUCAGAGCUUGACCUAUGUGUCCUACCUGAACUAACACAGCGCUCAAUUAAUCAGACUGAUAGACCUGUUGGCUUAGUCAACAUUUUGUCAGCAGCAUCUUCUUCUCUGUUUUUUUCACAAAUCUCUCUGGAUUGGACAGUUAAGGAGAGACAGGAAGUCUGGGUGAGCAGAAAGGGGAGGGGGCAUGCAGAAAAGGGUCACAAUUGGGACUCAAACCAGCCAAUGCUGUGAUGAUGACUGAAGCCUCUAAAUGUGGGAGGAUAGGGGGACACAUUUAAAUCCUCAGCGUUGGCUUGCUGCUCUGUAGGACUCCAUGAGGGCUGCCCAGACCUGUGUGUGUGUGUGUGAGUGUGUGUGUGUGUACAUGGCUCAGGUUCUCUGCUCCAAUCAGCAGCAGCUUAUCGUCUGCUCUUCUGGGCCUGCAGCUGCUGCAGAGAUAAUUCCUCACAGUCAGGAGUGGAAACAAUCCACAGAGAGAAACACAACACCUGACCUCUCACCACACUCUGCAGCUUCUGCACACUGAGGGAGGUUAGCUUAGCAUUGGCGCAGCAUCAGGCUCUGCUCACUGUGACAGGAUAUGAAGGGAGAAACACUUACCUGAUUCUGAAAUUUCUCUCAGGAUCAGUUAGGUAUCGAUCUUUCGAGCAAGCUGAGUCAGACUUACCUGAGUCCCUUAGGUAUUAUCAGACAGUGAUUCUGCAGUGAUGUGAUGCUGCAGACACCAUCGGUGGUAUUCUCAGGUGUCUCACCUGUCUCCUCACCUGCAGGUCAACAAUGAUGCAAAAUCAGUGGAGGCGUUCAGAUCAGGGCUGUAGACCUGGACAGCUUCAUAGAUUUACUGACCGCUGUACUAACCAAACCAGCUGUUGUCAGAGUAUUUGGAGUCAAGAGCUGUCAGGGUCAAAGUCAGGUAAACAGUUGAGCAGGUGAACAGGAUGUUUGUGGUUUCUGUCUGACACUUUGAGCUGUGUUCGGUUUCCUGUCAGUCUCUGUGGAUCAGAGCAAACAUCAUCUCUGUGAUAGGAAGUCUGUGUUUGUGUCUGCCUCUAAGAGGAGACUCUGACUCUUACUGAGAUUAUUACUGUGAUUUAAGGUGAAAUUCACCUCUUUAACAUACUACCUCUGAUCAUAUGAAGUCCUUAUAUUGUCAUAUGUAUGUGAGAUAAAAUGCAGCUGAAAAUCAUAUUUGAUCUAAAAAAAUAAAUACUUGUCGACUAGAUGGGGAAACUCCUUUUUGAAUCUGAUUAAGACAUAAACAAGAAAAAGAAAGUAAAUCUCCAACUCCAUUUAACCUGUUAUUCUGACCCUGAGAAGUUUAAACUAGUUCAGUCAGAAUAAUGUAAACAACUCACUGACUAAAAUGACACACAUACAUUUAAAGCUGUAGAGACUCAAAGAGCUGCUGAGUGUCAGUCUGUCUGUUUAAAGCAGGAUGUAAUCAUGGUUCUCAUCUAAACUGAUCAAUAAAUCAACCAGAGGUUUGAGGAUGAGAGUGUAUUAAAAUUCUAAUAACAUAUUUAUAGAUGACUGUGACGGAGCGGUUUCAUGAGCAGCUGAUGGAGGGAUUCUGACUGACAAAUAUACUAUACAAAUAUUACACAAGUAUACUCACACUGAUGUUAAAGCUUACAAUAACAAACACUUAUAGUUACUACAACACUAACAGGGACACGAACUUCAAGACUAACCGUUACCCCCCCAGAGCGGCAGCGAGGGAUGAAGCUUAGCUUCUUUACCCCAGAAGGGAAAACUCUUCAGUUUGUUGAGUCGAGUUGUCCAAUCAGGCGUCUGUUUGUCUCCGGGUGUUCUUCAUCAUCCUCGCCAUCACACAGCUGCAGAUCCACUCCUUUCACAUGCACACACACAUAGCGGUAGCUGCUUUGUUUAUAGAGAGGAUUCCCUUUAGAGGAGACAGAGAGAGCAGCUCUCAGAGAAUGAGACUGUCAGACUGAGGAUUCAGACUUUAUAGAACAGGCAUAAGGUGUAAGGUGUGUGUGUGUGUGUGUGUGUGUGUGUGUGUGUGUGUGUGUGUGUGUGUGUGUGCGUGUGUGUCUGUGUGUGUGUGCAUAACUAAAUAUCUCUCUGUCUCCCCCUUGUCUCCCUCCCUACUUUGUUUCUCUGCAGGCUGCGGGUAAUGCCGUGAAGCGAGCGUCUGAUAAUCUGGUGAAGGCGGCCCAGAAAGCAGCCUUUGACGCUCAGGACGAUCAGGCUGUCGUGGUGAAGAGUAAGAUGGUGGGAGGCAUCGCACAGGUAAGUCACAUGACACAGGUACAGGUACAUGUACACGCACUACCGCUGUACUGUAUGCUGUGUGUAGACCUUGAACUGAGCUGGUAAACGACCUUAAUGAUAAGACACAAAAUAGCAUCCAUGAUUGUGUAUGUGUGUUUUUCAGAUCAUCGCAGCUCAGGAGGAGAUGCUGAGGAAGGAGAGGGAGCUGGAUGAGGCGAGGAAGAAGUUGGCGAUGAUCAGACAGCAGCAGUACAAGUUCCUGCCAUCAGAGCUGAGAGAGGACGGACAGGAGCAGUGAGACUAGGAGAACCGGGACACCUGGACCAUCAGGACCCUGUAAAACCCCAAUAUGACUCCCAAACACCCUGAGGAACCUACACAACCCUGUAGGCCAGCUGAAGUCCUUGUAUCAGAGAGCAGAUCUGUCUGUGUCUCUGUGGCCGUAUUAGGACGCCUGAGCUUCAUUAUAUCAGAUAUUUACCUUUAUAUAAUGUAUACCUGUCUGUAUUUCUUCUUCUGUGGUGUCUGCUGCAUGUUUGAGUGCAGCGGCUGUGCUCAGUAUUUUCUAUGCAAACCUCGAUGUAUGAAUCUAUGCACGCUCUCUAUGCAGACGAUUUGUUGAUGUUUGAAGCCAAUAUAGGCUCAGAGUUUGUUAGAAACCCUUGAGUUGCCUUAAAGUUGGAAAAUGAAAAAAAAAAUCACCUGUUAAAAGUUUGGAUCAGGAGCUCUGCGUCAGAACAAAUCAGAUUAAAACCUUAUUUUUAUAAAGACCAGCUGUUUUUUUAAAGUUUUCAGUAUUGUGCCGCCAACAGCAGAUUAUCUGGUUAGAUUAUUAGAUGAUUAGAUUUCUAGAUUAUUAGAGCAGUCUUUGUAAAGAUGAUGAAGCCAUAUAUUUAACGUCUGUUCGACUGUUUUUGGUGCUCUGUGAUCUUUCUGUGCUAACGUUAGCGGCUAAUGCGUCACAUGCUGUCUGAUGAUCACGUUACGUUCCUACUUCCUGCUUAAUGAUCAGCAGGUUAAAUGGACCUAAAAUAAAAAACUCUGUCAGUUUAUAAAGUGCAUCCAUCAUGUGUCAGGACCUGAUAUUAUUUGCCUGUGAGAGAAACAAGCAAUAACUCUGACCAAUACCUGAGAUCACAUUCAGCUCUGAUAUUAAACACGUCUCUGAACUUUAACUCGUCUGUUUCUCACAGUCUGUUCACUUCAGGCUCACACUCUGACUGUUUGUAUGUCAUCACUGUAACAGAGAUUUAUAUCAAUAAAGUUUUCAGUCAAACACUCGCUCUGUACCUCUCUUUAUCUGUCUCAGUCACCUUAACAGUCUGAUCUGUAUUGAUGCUGCUCAGAGGGUCAGUAUCCGUCACAUUUGGAUUGUAUUCCGAUGUUAUUAAAGUCAAAACAGCAUGA
Xyrichtys novacula (pearly razorfish) is the source of this 47442-nucleotide messenger RNA. NCBI's taxonomy places the organism in Eukaryota, Metazoa, Chordata, Actinopteri, Labriformes, Labridae. The record is from the annotation of a GenBank genome assembly.